GUGUCUGGGGAGGGAAGCCGGCAGAAUGGAGGGGCUGGCGCUUCCACAGAAACAGACGGGCAGCAGCAACAGCGCGGUGUAGACGCUGCCUCUGCCUCCUCCAGCUUGUCGUGCUCCGCGGCGCCACUUGAGCAGCGUGGCCGCCCUCCCGAGCAGAAGCCACCCACCGCCUCCGCUCAAGCAGCCCGCCUAGUCAUGGGCUCCCCGCAGCGGCAGGAGGAGCAAAAGCUACCAGCUCUAAGCGUGGCUGCCGAGGCUCUCCAGGCGCGCGAUUCAGAGCGCUCUUCUUCCUCGGCUUCCGUCGCCCUCUCUGCGUCCUCGCGGCAGCCAGAGACCACGAUGCGCCCGCCCGAGUGGCAGGGGAUGCUCCAGAGGGCAGAACGGUGGCUGGCGCAGAGCGGGCAGCUCCCCGAAGUCCUUCGGCUCUGUCAGCUGGCGUCGGGCAACAGUCGGCUGCUGCGCGCGGAGCAAAUGGGCGAGCUGGUGGAUUGCAUGGCGCGCAGCAUCCGAUUGAAAAGCAGCUCGGCGCCGGUACGUGAAUGGGAGGUCUUCGGCUGCCACAAAUGCCAAGGUUUCCUCUACGAGCCUGUCUCGUUGCUCUGCGGCCACACUUUUUGCAAAAAGUGCCUGGAGAAGGAAAAGGGCCAGGCGGCAGGAUGCAACAUCUGCCCACAGGGCAAGGGCGCUCUGCCCCGGCUCCGGAUAAACGUCGUCCUCAGCAACCUGUUGGCCAAAUGCUUUCCUGAAAGAGUGAAGGCGUCGCAGCUCCGGUGUGAAGGGAAUCUCUUAUAUAAGGAGAAGAAUCUUCAGGCUGCCCUUCAGAAGUACAACGAAGCAAUCCGAUUAGGUAAGUUACCUUGCGAUGCGCUCCGUAGGUGAGGUGGGCAGUGGAUUACUCAGCGCCACCUUUUCUUUUCUUUUCUCUCUCUUCCUCUCGCUUAACCAGGGACCUGUGGGGUUGUAUUUCUGCUAGCCUGUUCACGCGUGAGCGUAGAACGCGUUAUUCCCUUCCUUUCUUGCUGACUCGCAAAUGAGCGUGUGAGUUUCCUCGCUUUGAUGGGGGAAAGUGGUAUUCUUGGCGGGGUAGCGGGGUGGGGUUGAAACUUUUCUCCGUGUUUUUAUCUAUCUGGUGACUCGUGCACAUGUGCAAGCUACCACAGGAAGUUUCCGUUUCCUAGAAAUAAAUACGCACGUGUGAACCAGCUCCUUGUCACUCCUUUGACGUUUCCCGUUCUCCUUGCAACUUCUUAAACUUUUCUGAGGGACACAGAGGUGAGGUGGCCAGCUGCUGUUAUUUGUUAAACUGGCCCUGCUCUCCGGCCCUGUCUCGUAUCCUGACAGGCAGAAAUUCAACUGGUACAGCUCUUGGCAAUAUGUAGAGCUGCUGCUGGGGUGUGGGUGGAUGGGUGUAAAGGUAUAGCAGCAGAUCAGUGAAAAAGAAGAAGCCAGCAACCUUAUACAGAAGAUGUGCACCGAUUGUUAUGAAUCUGAGUUUAUUGUACUCCAAUCGCAGCUUGUUUUGACAGAUUUAGUAUUAGUGUUGGGUCACUAUUGUGAGUGCCUAAACAAGGGCUCUGUUUGCCGUGUAUGUUAUCCAGGGCAGAUCAGUGUAACUGCUUGUGCAUAGUGUGGUACCUGGUGAGAGUGCGCAUUCAUACAACCAAUGUACCCCACAUCUACACCUGCCAUGUAAGAAAGCUCUUCUUGCCUGUUGGCAGGAUGGAAUAGAAGGUAAAUACAAACAUGAUAAAUUACAGCUUAGUAACACUGAUUCAGACCUUCAAGGUAGUCUUAUCACCACUAUGCUUUUGGCGGCCUCUCAUCUUUGUAUAAAGCCAAAGUGUGUUAAAAGAACGACAGGUGUGUUUCCACUGGGAUGCUGACGGUAUCAAUUAAUGUGAUGGGUUUCAACCUGAAUAUCUUGGUCAGCUUAUACUGCCGGCCACGAAAUACAGUGGUACCUCGGGUUACAUACGCUUCAGGUUACAGACUCCGCUAACCCAGAAAUAGUGCUUCAGGUUAAGAACUUUGCUUCAGGAUGAGAACAGAAAUCGCGCGAUGGCAGCGUGGCGGCAGCAGGAGGCGCCAUUAGCUAAACUGGUGCUUCAGGUUAAGAACAGUUUCAGGUUAAGAACGGACCUCCGGAACGAAUUAAGUACUUAACCCGAGGUACCACUGUAGAAGGGGAUCUAAGUACCCACCCCCCUCCGAGGGGUGUAGCCUGCAAGGUCUUUAAAAGGUUCGGCGUGACUAAAAUGUGCAUAUGCUGAUUUAUAUGUACAGCUACAAAUAUCGAUCUGUAAGCUGCACGGUGCUUUGCAGCAUGCUGAGCUGCCCUAUAAACAAAGUUGUUGUUGUCGUUGUUGUUGUUGUCGUCGUCGUGUUGUUGUUUUUUAAAAGCUUUUUUAAAAGUAGAGGAAAUGACAGGAGAUCACGUAAGUCCCUGGACCACGCACACGAAUAGCAACACCCCCUAACUAGCAUCUAGCCCAGGAACGGAAAGAGCAAUGAACCCUGGCUGUGUCUUGUCCAUCAGGCAAACCCUCACCUUUGCAUGCUCACCAAAGUCUUGUCGAUUCCGUCCGAAGUGAAAGUAGGUCAGGAGAAUAGUAUGUUGCAUAAGCUUAGUAGCCCGGUCUUAAUUCCCUGCCCCCUUCCUAUGGAAUGGUUGUGUAACGAAGCACAGGUCGCGUUUUCCAAAGCAUCCCACUGGCGGGCUGAUCAUAUUUAGUUAAAUUGCCAAUGACUCAUUGCUGUGGUCUCUUGCUCACUGGAAUUAGAUUUUAUUUCUAGAUGUGAACAGUGGCUUUUUGUCUGCAAAGGAUCCCCCCCCGCGCGCCGUCGCCGCCGCCCCACGCAUUUCUCUUUAAAGCAGCAUGCAAGCUAGGAUUAAUAGACACUGUUGAAUUGAGUGAAAUGCCUUUUUAAGAAAGUAUUGAUUGUGCCAAAUCGAAGGGGUCAGUGUCACUGAUUUCAGAAAUUGUGGAAGCUUUUCCAUAAAGAAUCUUGAUUUACCUUUUCUGUAGCAAGAGGCUUGACACAUGAAUCCUGCUGGCUUUUUUUAAAAUCUUUUUUCUUUUGGCAAACUAUUGCAUAACUUCCAGAGUGGUAGCUGUGUUAAGUAUUUUGCAGCCAAAAAAAAGAGAAAGAGAGAGAUCAGAUGUUCUUUGUGGCACCUUUUAAAGAUGAAAGGAAAACUCUUGGGAUGCCAUGAAGUUUUUGUUGUGUUUAGAAAAAAAAAUGUUGAGCCAUAGAGCAUCAUCCGUAGUGAAAAUCAUAAUAUCAUAUAAUCAAAUCAUCAAAUCAUGCAGCCAUACCAUGUAACCAUAAUAUCAAGCAAUCGUUCAAACAGCCAUAAAUCAUAAUAAUAAUAAUAAUUUUAUUAUUUAUACCCCGCCCAUCUGGCUGGGUUUCCUCAGCCACUCUGGGUGGCUUCCAACUGAAUAUUAAAAACAAUACAGCAUUAGGCAUCAUCACACUAUCAUACAGCCAUAAUAUCAUACAGUCAUAAUUUGACCGUGCAUUUGACAUGAGUGUUUUAGCUCAGUACAGUGGUGCCUCUGGUUAUGUACUUAAUUUGUUUCAGAGGUCCCUUCUUAACCUGAAACUGUUCUUAACCUGAAGCACCACUUUAGCUAAUGGGGCCUCCUGCUUCUGCUGCGCCACUGCCGCAUGAUUUCUGUUUUCAUCCUGAAGCAAAGUUCUUAACCUGAGGUACUAUUUCUGGGUUAGUGGAGUCUGUAACCUGAAGCGUAUGUAACCUGAAGCGUAUGUAACCCGAGGUACCACUGUAAUCUGACCUGGUAUACAACAACUUCCUGUGUCCACUAAUUGGUCUCCCUCAUCCUUUCAAAACUGGUUUCUUUUUUAAGGAAGAUGUUAGAGCAUCUGCUUUGUGUGUGGAAGGUCCUGGGUUCAAUCCUUGGCAUCUCUGAGUAUGGCGGGGAGAGAACCCUGCCUGACACUCCGGUGAGACAUUGUCAAUCAGCUCAGUGACGGAUUUACGUAUAAGCUAAACAAGUUAUAGUUUAGGACCCCACUCACUUGGGGGGCCCAAAAAAAUUUAAAGGGAAAAAACCUGGAUGUACAUUUCCAAAAUAUAAGAUUAAAAAACAAAUAAAAUAAAACCUACAUACAACAACAGUGUUUUGGGUUGUGUAGGCUCCUAUGAUGUACAGUGGUACCUCGGGUUACAGACAUUUCAGGUUACAGAUGCUUCAGGUUACAGACUCCGCGAACCCAGAAAUAGUACCUCGGGUUAAGAACUUUGCUUCAGGAUGAGAACAGAAAUCGCGUGGCGGCAACGGGAGGCCCCAUUAGCUAAAGUGGUGCUUCAGGUUAAGAACGGAACUCCAGAACUAAUUAAGUUUUUAACCUGAGGCACCACUGUACAUAUUUUGUUAUGUGCAAAUGGCUUUAGGUCCAUAAAUUACCAUAUUGCAUAUAUUCAACACAAAAAACAGCGGCAAUUUGUUGUUGACAAAGGACAGCUGGACAUAUAAAGGGCCCCAUUACCUUCAGUAGCUUAAAGGUAAAGAGACCCCUGACAGUUAAGUCCAGUUGCGGAUGACUCUGGGGUUGCGGGGCUCAUCUCGCUUUACGUGCCCAGAUAUCGCGCGGACCCCCCUGGUUGAAAUUAUCAAUUUGUCCCUUAACACAGGGACAUUCCCAGGGGAGCUGAAGGAAGCAAUCGUGUGUCCGCUCUUAAAGAAAACUUCACAAGAUCCUUUAGAUCUAUCUAAUUACCACCCAGUUUCAAAUCUCCCAUAUCUGGGUAAGGUAAUUGAGAGAGCAGUUGCUGAACAGCUUGGCAGGUUUCUGGAGGAAACAUCGGCUUUAGAUCAAUUUCAGUCCGGAUUCCGUCCUGGUUUUGGGACCGAGAUGGCUCUGGUCGCCCUAACAGAUGAUCUCCGCAGACAACUGGAUCGAGGCGGGUCGGGACUGCUGAUUCUCUUAGAUUUGUCAGCAGCCUUUGACAUGGUCGAUCAUGAUCUUUUGGACCACCGCCUCGCCGAUGUGGGGAUACAGGGCAUAGCCCAUAAAUGGCUGUGCUCUUUUAUCUCUGGUUGGGGACAGAGGGUGGCACUAGGGAGGGAGUUGUCGUCGCGCCACCCCUUGGUGUGUGGAGUGCCGCAGGGCGCAAUUCUCUCCCCGAUGCUUUUUAACAUCUUUAUGCGCCCCCUUGCCCAGAUUAUCUGGAGCUUUGGGCUGGGCUGUCACCAAUAUGCUGAUGACACUCAGCUCUAUCUGCUGAUGGAUGGCCACACCGACUCGGCCCCGAACACACUGACCAGAUGCUUGGAAGCUGUGACUGGAUGGUUUCGUGGGAGCCGAUUGAAACUAAAUCCUUCAAAGACAGAGGUCCUCUGGCUGGGUUGGGAUGGUAUGGGGAUGAGGGACCAACUCCCUUCUCUUGCAGGGGCCCAAUUAGUGCCAUUGCCUUCUGUUAAGAGUUUGGGUGUAAUCCUUGACGCUUCCCUUUCCAUGGAGGCACAGGUUACAGCAACAGCCAAAGCGACAUUUUUCCACCUUCGCCGCAUCAAACAGUUGGUCCCUUACCUUUCCCACCCCGACCUGGCCACAGUGAUCCAUGCGACGGUCAUCUCCAGGCUCGACUACUGUAAUUCGCUCUAUGCGGGGCUGCCCUUGAAGCUGUCCCAGAAACUCCAGUGGGUGCAGAAUGCUGCAGCGAGGCUCCUCACAGGGUGUCUGCCAUGGGAGCAUAUUCACCCAGUGCUUUUCCAGCUGCAUUGGCUCCUGGUGGAGUACAGGGUCAGAUUUAAGGUGCUGGUUUUGAAUUUUAAAGCCCUUCACGGCCUAGGACCCUCAUACCUACGGGACCGCCUCUCCUGGUAUGCCCCACGGAGGACCUUAAGGUCCACAUAUAGCAACACCCUAGAGGUCCCGGGUCCUAAGGAAGUUAGAUUAGCCUCAACCAGAGCCAGGGCCUUCUCAACACUGGCCCCGGCCUGGUGGAAUGCUCUGUCUCUUGAAACCAGGGCCCUGUGGGAUCUGAUCUCUUUCCACAGGGCCUGUAAGACAGAGUUGUUCCACCUGGCCUUUGGCUCAGAAUCAGUUUGAUUCCCUCCCCCUCUUUCUUUUUCCUUUCUCCUCCUAUGAAGAGAUUGCUCCCGAAUUGUUUUAAUGUUGUAUCUUAAUCUUUUAAAUUGUAUUUUAAUCAACUUGUUUUAUUAUUGGUUGUUAGCCACCCUGAGCCCGGUCUUGGCUGGGGAGGGCGGGGUAUAAAUAAAAUAUUAUUAUUAUUAUUAUUAUUAUUAUUAUUAUUAUUACUGGACAAGGGAGCUGAUGUUUGUCCACAGACAGUUCUUGUGGUCAUGUGGCCAGCAUGACUAAGCCGCUUCUGGCGAAACCAGAGCAGCGCACGGAAACGCCAUUUACCUUCCCGCCAGAGCGGUACCUAUUUAUCUACUUGCACUUUGAGGUGCUUUUGAACUGCUAGGUUGGCAGGAGCAGGGACCGAGCAACGGGAGCUCACCCCGUUGCAGGGAUUCGAACCGCUGACCUUCUGAUCGGCAAGCCCUAGGCUCUGUGGUUUAGACCACAGCGCCACCCGCGCUUAGGGCCUCAUCAAACCUAAAUCUGGCCCUGAUCAGCGUAGUCAACGUUGAGCUAAAAGAACCAGUAGCCUAGAUGUACCUAUUAGGCAACUGCCUUCAUUGCAGGGGUUGGACUAGAUGACCCUUGGGGUCCCUUCCAACUCUACAAUUCUAUGCAGUUUAAGUAGUUCUGCCCCUAUAAUUUCCAAAAGAAAAGCUUCUGGGUUUUCUUAUUCAUGUAUGCUACUGCAGCGACAAGAAUGUUACUCACCCUCAAAAUGGAAAGAUGCAGAAAUCCCAGCAAAGGAAGAAUGGAUACAAAAAUGUACGGAGUAUGCAGAAAUGGUGAAAUUUACCGGAAGAAUAAGAAAUCAAGAUAACAAACUUUUUCUAAAAGAAUGCAAAUGGUUCAUUACAUAUUUACAGAUAAAUUGCAAACAGAAAAAGAACAUUGGCGGGAUUCUUGUAAUAACCUGCAGUUUCAUAAGAGUACAGUGGUGCCUCGCAAGACGAAAUUAAUUCGUUCCGCGAGUUUUUUGUCUAGCGAAUUUUUCGUCUUGCGAAGCACGGUUUCCCAUAGGAAUGCAUUGAAAUUCAAUUAAUGCGUUCCUGUGGUCAAAAAAAGUCCAAUCAAAGCCAAAUUUGGUACAACAAUAGUUUAUUAACUGCUCUUUAAAGUCACACAUACUUUAAAGAGCAUAUCAAAAUUGAAGGAACAAUAAAUUAAGUUUCUAAACAUGACAGAAAAACAUUUAAAAAUCAACAAAGUGUACUGUACAUACAUUUUCUAAGACUCUGGGGACCACUCGAAGAAGGUUUCUCUUCCACUCUUUGCUUCUUGCUGAGGAACCUGUCCAUGGUCUGCUGCUUCAUCCGCCUUUUCAGCAGCUCCCUGAGAGGCAACAUGACCGUCGUAUCAAAAGUGUUCGCUUGGUCAUGUGCCACGUGCUUGUUAGGGUGGUGCCGCUCUGCAAAGCCUGCACCUCCUUCCACUUCUGGCAAAUGUCCCUCAGUUCUUUGGAGGACAGCCGUUCCUCAGUUGCUUCCUCCUCUUCCAGCGAGGCCUGCUCCUGCGCAACCUCUGCCUGCAGUUCAACCAGCUCCUGGGUGGUCAGCUCGUGGUCGUGAUCCUCCACCAGCUCGCAGACAUCCUCCUCUGUGACCUCCAGGCCCAUGGUCCUCCCCAAGGCAACAAUGUCCUGCACCACUGUUGACUCUGGUGCAUCAGAGUCACUUGGUGCCACACAGUCCGGCCACAGGCUGCGCCAAGCGCAAUUCAAAUUUCUCUGGCUGAUCCCGUUCCAGGCCGUGGUGAUCAUCUUCAAGCAGGUGACGAUGUCGAAGUGGUCCUUCCAGAAUUCCCGCAGGGUGAUGGUGGUGCAAUCAGUCACCUCGAAGCGUCGCCUGAAAAGCUCCUUGGUGUAGAGUUUUUUGAAAUUGGCAAUGACCUGCUGAUCCAUCGGCUGGAGCAGUGGCGUGGUGUUAGGCGGCAGGAACAUGAUGUUGAUGAAGCUGAACUCCUCCAACAAGUCCUCCUCAAGGCCUUUAGGAUGAGCAGGAGCAUUGUCCAUCAGAAGCAAAGCCUUCAGCGGCAGGUCGUUGUCCAGCAGGUACUGUUUGACAGCAGGGCCAAAAGCAAGAUUGACCCAGUCCACAAACAGCACACGUGUGACCCAAGCCUUGCUGUUGGAUCGCCACAUGACACUCAGCCGCUCCUUGUCGACCUUGUGUUUCUUGAAGGCCCGUGGGUUCUCCGAGUGGUACACCAGCAGGGGCUUGAUCUUCAGGUCGCCGCUUGAGUUGGCACAGAAGAGCAGGGUCAGGCGGUCCUUCAUGGGCUUGUGGCCAGGCAACUUGGCCUCCUCCUGUGUGAUGAAAGACCUUUUGGGCAUCUUCUUCCAAAACAGCCCGGUCUCGUCGCAGUUGAAGACCUGCUGUGGAACGUAGCCCUCUGUCUUCACAGCCCCCAGGAACUCCAAGGCAAAGUCUUCAGCCACAGGAACAUCAGAACUGGCAGCCUCUCCAUGCCUGACCACGUGUGGAUUCCAGAUCUUGCCUUGAACUGGUCAAACCAGCCUCUGCUUGCCUUGAAGACUUCUGGCUCGCCUGAGGUUCCUGGCUGUUCCCGGAUGAGGUCUGCGUGCAAGGCCUUGGCCUUCUCACAAAUGACGGCCUCAGUCACUGUGUCCCCUGCACGCUGCUUCUCUUCUAACCAGAUGAGCAACAACUUCUCGACCUCCUCCAGAACAGCUGGGCGGUUCUUCACGAUCCUGGUGACUCCCUUGGCUGCAUCAGUCGCAAGGAUCUUCUCCCUCAUCUUCAGGAUGGUCCCGAUGGUCAAUGGGUUCCUGCCGUACUCCCUGGCGAGGUCCAUCACACGCAUUCCACCGUCGUGCUUCCAGAUGAUCUCCUUCUUCAUUUCCAGCGUCACCUUCUCCUUCUUCCUCUCGCCGGCCUCCGCAGCAGCAGCAGUCUUCUUGGGUCCCAUGGCAGCACAGCUCUUACCUUCGUAAACUCAGAAAAAGAAAAAGAAAUCAGCAAUUCAAACCCAGAACCAAGUCCUUGAAUUCCAAACACCCAACCCAAAAUCCAAAAACCCCCCAAAAAAGUUUUAAAAGUUUAACUUACGAAAUGGCUGCAAAUCACCAAAGUCUUCAAAAUCCUCAAAUGGCUGCAAAAGAAGUUUUGGGAAAGCUUUAAAAAUCACCAAAGUCUUCAAAAACCUCAACUGUUGCCCCCGCCCCACCCCAACUUUUGAAAACCCCUCCCAUACUGUUGCAAACCCCUCCUCAACUGUUCCCCCAUCCACCCAGCACACAGAAAUUCAAACCCAGAAUUUUUUUCAAAAAAACAACAACAUGGCCCAAUGGUCACAGAAAACCAUAAAAAUUCAAAAAAAACCACACAAGCUUCCAGAUUCUUGCAAACCCCUCCGCAGCUGUUCCCCCAGCCACCCAGCACACAGAAAUUCAAAACCCAGAAAUUUUUUUCAAAAAAAACCAACAUGGCCCAAUGGUCACAGAAAACCAUAAAAAAUUCAAAAAAAACCAAAACACACAAGCUCCCAGAUUCUUGCAAACCCCUCCCCAGCUGUUCCCCCAGCCACCCAGCACACAGAAAUUCAAAACCCAGAAAAAAUUUUCAAAAAAAAAAAAAAACCAUGGCCCAAUGGUCACAGAAAACCAUAAAAAUUCAAAAAAAACCACACAAGCUCCCAGAUUCUUGCAAACCCCUCCCCAGCUGUUCCCCCAGCCACCCAGCACACAGAAAUUCAAAACCCAGAAAAUUUUUUCAAAACAAAGUUAAAAAAAGAGGGGUUGUGAUUUAUGCAAAGGACAGAUUAUCACCAAAAUUUGUUUUUAAAGAUGACCAAGGAAGAUUUGUGGCAAUUGAAAUUCAAACACAAGGAGAAAAAUUUUUGAUAGUAGGAAUCUACGCACCAAAUGAUGGGAAAUAUGAAUUUUUUAAGAAGUUGCAUGAGACCCUGAUGGACCAUAUGGAUUACAUGAUUUUGAUGGGAGAUAUGAAUGGAGUGGUAUCCACAUAUAUGGACAAGGCACAAAGACAGGUAGUCACCAAGGAUGGUAGACUACUGAAAACUUUUUUUGACAUGACAGACAACUGGGAUUUAGUUGACAUUUGGAGAAUAAGAAACCCCAUGGCUAAAGAGGGAACUUUCUUUUCUGAAGCCAAAAUGACAUGGACAAGAAUUGACCAAAUUUGGAUAACUAGAGGAAUGGCACCAAAGACAAGAAAGGUGGAAAUCUGCCCGAAAACUUGCUCCGACCAUAAUGCUGUUAAGAUGGAAAUGAGACUAACACCAACUGGCUCCUUCAGAUGGAAGAUGAAUGACACCUUAUUUAGAGAUGAAGAAGAACUUAAGAAGGCCCAAAAAACCCUGAGAGAUUACUUUGAGAUAAACCUUAGUACCAACGUGGAGAGAAGAGUAAUCUGGGACGCAAGUAAAGCGGUUAUGAGAGGGUUCUUAAUACAACAGAAUGCAAUAAAGAAAAGAACUCAAAAUGAGAAGAAGGAUAAGAUAAUGGACAAAAUAAAGGAAUGUGAAAAAAGACUGAGAGUAAACCCAAAAUCUCAAGAGAUUCUGAGAGAGUUAAAGUUAUAUCAAGUACAAUAUAUGAAAAUGAUGAAUCAGGAAAUAGAAUGGAAAAUUAAACAAAUGAGACAAAAGACUCUUGAGUCGGCCAAUAAAUGUGGUAAACUGUUGGCAUGGCAAAUGAAAAAGAGACAAAAAUUAAAUACAAUUACGAACUUAGAAGUGGAAGGAAGAAACAUACAGAACCCUGCAGAGAUCAGAAGUUGUUUCCAGAGGUAUUUUAAACGAUUAUACACUCAAGGGCCAUUGAAAGAAACAGACCUAGACCAAUUUUUGAAAACAAAUGGAUUACAAAAAUAUCUCAAGAAAAUAAAUUAAUUUUGAAUCAUAGAAUAACCGAACAGGAAAUAGAAGGUGCCAUUCAAAACAUGCAAUUGGGUAAAUCUCCAGGACCAGACGGCUUGACUUCUAGAUACUACAGAUCUUUAAAAGAAUGGUUAAUUCAACCUUUGAAAGAGGUCUGCAACAAAAUAAUGGAGGGGGAAAGAGCACCAGAGUCGUGGAAAGAAGCAUAUAUUACACUUGUACCAAAAACAGAGACUGAAAAGACACAGCUUAAGAACUACCACCCUAUAUCAUUACUUAAUGUGGAUUACAAAAUUUUUGCAGAUAUUUUGGCUAAGAGAUUUAAAAAAGUGUUGAUGGAAGAGAUUCAUAAAGACCAAGCAGGCUUUCUCCCAGGAAGACAUUUGUCUGACAAUUUGAGGAAUAUAAUUGAUAUUUUGGAAAAAUUAGAAGUGAAUAUAAACACUAAAGCAGUUUUGAUAUUUGUAGGGGCGGAGAAAGCCUUUGACAAUAUUUCUUGGAAUUUUAUGAAGAAGAAUCUACAGGGUAUGGGGGUAGGCCAAGGUUUUGAGAAUGGUAUAAGUGCAAUUUAUUCAGAACAAAAGGCUAAACUAAUUGUAAAUAAUGUUGUGACGGAAGAACUUAAAAUUGAAAAAGGGACACGACAAAGUUGCCCAAUUUCCCCACUUCUUUAUAUUUCGGUUCUGGAGGUUUUGCUGAAUAUGAUUAGAAGGGACCAGUUGGUUAAAGGUAUACAGGUCGGAACUAAACAGUACAAAUUGAGAGCAUUCGCAGAUGACUUAGUAUUGACAUUACAGGAGCCAGAAUCUAGUACUAAAAGGGUUUUAGAACUGAUUCAAGAAUUUGGUCAAGUGGCAGGAUUUAAAUUGAACAAGUCAAAAACCAAGGUUUUAGAGAAAAAUUUAACACCGAUUGAAAGAGAGAGGUUUCAGAAUGAGACAGGUUUAACAGUGGUUAAGAAAGUUAAAUACCUGGGGAUUAACAUGACAGCAAAAAAUGGGAAUUUAUUUAAAGAUAAUUAUGAAAAAUGUUGGUCUGAAGUGAAAAAAGAUUUAGAAAUUUGGUCAAAUUUGAAGCUUUCACUGCUGGGCCGUAUUGCUGCGAUAAAAAUGAAUGUAUUGCCUAGAAUGUUGUUUUUGUUUCAAACUUUGCAGAUUGUGGACAAAAUGGAUUGUUUCAAGAGGUGGCAGAAAGAUAUUUCUAAAUUUGUCUGGCAGGGCAAGAAGCCCAGAAUAAAAUUUAAAAUACUAACGGAUGCAAAGGAAAGAGGUGGAUUUGCCCUGCCAGACCUCAAACUUUACUAUGAAUCAGCAGCUUUUUGCUGGUUGAAAGAAUGGCUACUUCUUGAAAACACUAACAUUUUGGACUUGGAAGGUUUUAACAAUGUAUUUUGAUGGCAUGCAUAUCUAUGGUAUGAUAAGGUCAAAGCACAUAAAGCAUUUAAAAACCACAUUGUCAGGAAAGUGCUGUUUAAUGUUUGGAUAAGAUAUAAGGAUUUGCUAGAAAACAAAACCCCAAGGUGGCUGUCACCAAUGGAAGCGAAAGCCUUGAAAAAGGUCAAUAUGGAGGUCAAAUGGCCGAAAUAUUGGGAAAUUUUGGAACAAGACGGAGACAGACUGAAAUUGCAGAGUUUUGAAAAAUUAAAAAAACAAAGUGCGAGACUGGCUUCAUUAUUUUCAGAUAAUGGAGGCAUUUAAAUUGGACAAGAAAAUUGGCUUCCAGGUGGAAAGAUCAAAAUUAGAAACAGAACUGUUAGAACCCAAAACUAAGAAUUUGUCAAGAAUGUAUAACUUGCUGCUGAAAUGGAAUACUCAGGAUCAAACGGUAAAAUCGGCUAUGAUUAAAUGGGCACAGGACGUUGGACAUAACAUUAUGUUUGCUGACUGGGAACAGUUGUGGACCACAGGUAUGAAAUUUAUGGCAUGUAAUGCCUUAAGAGAGAAUAUUAUGAAAAUGAUAUACAGGUGGUACAUAACCCCAGUCAAGCUUGCAAAAAUCUAUCACUUGCCCGAUAAUAAAUGUUGGAAAUGUAAAGAAACUGAAGGUACAUUUUUUCACCUUUGGUGGACGUGCCCAAAGAUUAAGUCUUUCUGGGAAAUGAUAUAUAAUGAAUUAAAAAAGGUAUUUAAAUAUACCUUCCCUAAGAAACCAGAGGCCUUUCUCCUGGGCAUAGUCGGCCAAAUGGUGUUAAAAAAGGAUAGAACUUUCUUUAUGUAUGCAACAACAGCAGCAAGAAUACUCAUCGCAAAGUAUUGGAAGACACAAGAACUUCCCACGCUGGAGGAGUGGCAGAUGAAACUGAUGGACUAUAUGGAACUGGUGAAAAUGACUGGCAGAAUCCGUGACCAGGGAGAAGAGUCGAUGGAGGAAGAUUGGAAGAAAUUCAAAGAUUAUCUACAGAAACACUGCAAAAUUAAUGAAUGUUAGAGUGAUGUUGGAUUGAAAAUAAGUGGUUUCCAGCUGUACAGGAUAAAGUUAUAGAUAGAUCAAGAUUAAAGAUUAGGAUUAAAGAAGUUUAAGGAAAUGGAAAUUUGGUACUUAAGAGGUAAAAUUUUAAAGUUAUAUUACAGUGAGAUUAAAGAUUAGGAUUAAAGAAGUUUAAGGAAAUGGAAAUUUGGUACUAAAGAGGUAAAAUUUUGAUGUUAUAUUAUAUUAAGAUUAAAGACUGGGAUUAAAAAAGUGGAAAAGAAAUUGCUGGACAAACAAUUUGGACUGGAAUACAAAAGAGGGAGGUAUGAGGAAGUCCAGAAAAUAAGUAAAUUUAAAAACGGAAAUGAAAAAGUGAUAUUGUUUUUAAUUGUUCUGUUUAUUCUGUUUUAUUUGCUUUUUUUGUUUUUUUGUGUGUGUUUAUUUUCCUUUUUUUGGAUUAUGUAUAGUGUAUUUGUGUAUUUUUUUUUAUGUUUUCCUGUCUAACUUUUUUUCUGAAACCUUAAUAAAAAUCAUUUAUAAAAAAAAAAAGAAAAAAAAUUUUCAAAAAAAACCAACAUGGCCCAAUGGUCACAGAAAAUCAUAAAAAUGCAGAAAAAACCACACAAGCUCCCAGAUUCUUGCAAACCCCUCCUCAACUGUUCCCCCAUCCACCCAGCACACAGAAAUUCAAACCCAGAAAUUUUUUUCAAAAAAAAACAACAUGGCCCAAUGGUCACAGAAAAUCAUAAAAAUGCAGAAAAAACCACACAAGCUCCCAGAUGCUUGCAAACCUCUCCCCAACACCAAGUCCUUGAAUUCUAAACACCCCAACCCAAAAUCCAAAAACCCUCAAAAAGUUUUAAAAGUUUAACUUACCAAACAGCUGCAAAGAAGGUUUGGAAAAGCUUCAAAAAUUCAGCAAACUCUUUAAAAAGCUCAAAAAGGCCACCACACCGCGUGCAAUGCGUUGCUCCUCGAAGUCAAGUCGCAACUGCACCUCUUCCAACAAUGCACCCUGGGUUUUAACGGUUUUACGAAAAAGGAAACAAACUUGCAAGACGUUUUCGUCUUGCGAAGCAAGCCCAUAGGGAAAUUCGUCUUGCGAAGCCACUCGAAAACGAAAAAACCUUUCGUCUUGCGAGGCGUUCGUCUUGCGGGGCACCACUGUACAUAUUUAAAGUAGACGAAUAAAUGAGCAAAUUAAGUUAAUUUGGAUGUGUGGAAGAUAUUAAAAAUAAAUUUAAGGAACCCCAGAAAGGGGGAAGGAAGUCAAGUUUUGAAAUGUUAAAAUGAUUGUAAAAUUAGUGAAAUGUAUAAACCUGAAAAGCAUAAAUAAUAAUAAUAAAACAACUCUAUGAUUCUAUAUUUUAUGUGGAUGGUGCUGUUUCAAUUGCAUUAGCAGCAGCACCUGCCUCUAAACAUUGCAAACAGAGGGAGGGGAGCACUGUUCAGGCAACUGAUUCCUGUCACCCUUAUGUAAAGUUUAUAUUGCAUAGAACACACUAUGAAAAACACUAUUUUAAAAAUCAGGAAUUUCAUGUUUUAAACGUCACUGUCUGCUAAGGUAGCCUUUUUUGAUCCACCCUUUUGUAGAAAUAACAGAACCUUCAUUUCCUCCCCAUUGAUUUAUAGAAACUGUGUGAUCUUAUAGCUUUGUCAUCACCUGUGUUUAUGAAACUCCUGAAGAGCUUGUGUAAGACAAACAUGAUGGCUCUUAUAACACCAGUUCCUGAGAGCUCCAGUUAAUUUAAAACUUAAAUAAUGGAUGUUUCCAAGACGUACCGGAGUCGAAGUGAUUAUGAAGGAUACUGUAUACAUCAGAAGUGCCUAUAGUUCUUGUUAAUAGUUGUACUGAGUCAAUGUUUCCAUUACUUCCAGAGCCCAAUGAUCAUUUGUCAUAUAGCAACCGGUCCCAGGUUAACUCACUUUUGAACUGUUGGGAAGAAGCUCUGAAAGAUGCAGAAAUGGCCUGUAAUCUCCAGCCAACGUGGAUAAAGGUGAGUGCCGGUUUCAGAUUCACAUCUUUUUUAUUUAACUGAGCAAAUCGUCACUGUCCGUGUCACAGUGGAAAUAAAUGUCUCUGAUUUAUGGCCAAUUGGCAAUUCCUCAAACAGGCCAGCAGAUUGUGCGCAGUUAAAUUUGUGAUGGGAAAUAUGCAGUGGUAAUUUCUGAGAUAUAAAGGAGGCCUGAGCUUGCAAAUAACUCCACGCAAGUUACUAGUCCACAAACGUUUUGGUAAAGGUAAAGGUAAAGGGACCCCUGACCAUUAGGUCCAGUCAUGACCGACUCUGGGGUUGCGGCGCUCAUCUCGCUUUAUUGGCCGAGGGAGCCGGCGUACAGCUUCCAGGUCAUGUGGCCAGCAUGACUAAGCCGCUUCUGGCGAACCAGAGCAGCGCACGGAAACGCCGUUUACCUUCCCGCUGGAGCAGUACCUAUUUAUCUACUUGCACUUGACAUGCUUUCGAACUGCUUGGUGGGACCGAGCAACGGCAGCUCACCCCGUCGCGGGGAUUUGAACCGCCGACCUUCCGAUUGGCAAGUCCUAGGCUCUGUGGUUUAACCCACAGCGCCACCCGCGUCCCCCAACGUUUUGGUAGUUUCUGGCAAAUUGGUGGCCUGAAAGAAAAAAUCAAAUUAUCAGCUACUUUUACAAAAUAUUCUUCCUUGCCUAGCCACUUAGAGGUAAUUUUGCUCACUACAGAUGACCUAGUAUGGCAGCGGUGAGGAAUCUGAGGCUCAUGGGCAAAUGCAGCUCAUUAGAUAUCUUUGUCUGUCUGUCAGGACUCUCCAUAGGCUACACCUCCUCUUCCCAGCCCUCACCCUCCUUGAGUGGUUUUGCUUGGCUGAAAUUUCUCCUUGAUCUCUGAUAAUGGUUUGUGUAUGCAUGAUUUUGCCUCUGGCCUUGCCCACCACUGUCAUGUGGCCUCCAGAAGACUCCUCAGAAGGAAUGUGGCCCUCAGUAAGAAAAUGUUUAUCGGCUUUUGUGGUAUAACAGGGCUGGUGCACUUGCCACCUUCAAGAUGCUGGUGCACAAACUAUAGGUCUUCUCUGCUGUAUCCCCAGAAGCACAGAAAGGGCUGUAGCUGGGUGGCAGAGAAUUUGCUUCACAUGCAGAAGGUUCCAAGUUCAAUUCCCAGAGUCUCCAGGUACGGCCAAGAGAGACUCCCUCUCUGGAACUCUGGAGAGCCCUUGCCAGUCCAUGUAAACAAUACUAAACUUGAUGAACUAAACAAUGGUCUGACUCUAUACAAGGCAAUUUCCUGUGUUUUUACUGCAUAUGUUUAAGUUGUUAGGUGAGCCUAGGAAAAGGCAGUGAUGACUCCCUUCCUUCUUGCAGGGUCACUUACGGAAGGGACAAGCCCUUGUUAAACUUGGGAAAACAGAAGAAGCUUUUCAGGCCUUUUUAUUCUCCCUUGCCUUGGAUUCUGGGAACAAAAUGGCCAGAUCAGAAGCUCAAAGGGUGAGUCCUAUGUAUCUUUUUAUCUGAUGUCCACAUCUCUAACAGUAGCACCAUCUCCUGCUUUAAAAAAGAAGCCAACCUGUAGCUUGCCAGUUUAUCAGUUUAUGGGAUGUGGUUGUGCUUCAUUAUGCUCUCCACUAUUGUAUUGUCUGGGUGAACCUUAUGUAAGUUAUUUUGGAGCAGGGAACUGUCACCAUCUUGUUGCCAUAUGAAGCUGCCAAGCACAUCGGUGGUGCUGUGAUGGAGAGGUCACACCGAGUCCUUCGCAGUGCACAUGACAGUCAGGCAAAAUAGCAAAUCAGAUGUUUGUUCAGCCAUCGGUCUUGCCCCUUUUGCACCAUGCUCACUUUUUAAAAUGUAGGGUGUUCACUUCAACUUUGAUCCCCACCACUUCAUCAAUAAUAUUUUUUAAAACUGCUUCAGGGAUUGGUGGUGAAGUUGUCAUGGAUCUUGUGACUUUCUCCCUUUGCAAGUUCCCCUUACUUGUAACUGUAUCCUGGUUGCCCUACAUGACUCCACCUUUGCCCCAUCAGCUCCUUCUUCAAAACCCACCUUUCCCUUAGAAGUACUUAGCAUAACCCCAUGCCUCACGUCUAUUGCCCAUGGGUUUCUAAAGUAAUUGCAUAUUGUUCCCGUGUCUGCCCUCUGCAUCCAUCUCCCUAAUGGCAUUGUAUAAAUAAAAAACAGCCAUAAUCAUGAUUUUUAGUCCACUUUUUGUCAGCUGUCAUAUUAAACCUCUAAGCCAAGUCAUGUCAUCAUGUUGUAAGAUUUAAAAAGGGGUAGAGAUAGCUUAAUUAUGGUGAUGUUGGUGCCAUCAAAUGCACACAGUUUUCCUCCCUGGGAUGAACUUUGAAAAACCAGUUGCACAAGGUUUUUGGCAUGAUUCAGGCUGAACUGGGGAAAGCUGGCUGUGGGGAGGAAGGCUGCCAGUUGGCUAGUGACUCUGAUGUCACCAACCCGCCACUUCUUCUUUUCUUCUUGGCAGCCCCUGGAGCAAUUUUGCAACUGGUUUUAAAAUUAACUUCCUUUUCUUGGUAAGGUGAAAUACAUACAUAUAUAUAUAUUGUAUAUAUAUAUAUAUAUAUAUAUAUAUAUAUAUAUAUGCCGUAAAUAUAUGCCAACUUUUGUAUCUUGGCAUGUCCCUUUCCCCCUGCCUCCCUGACAAACCAUUGCCUUAUGUGCUGUCAUUGUGCCAUGUGCUGUUUUUGUACUGGUGUGUCUCAUUUCAGUGCUGUUCCUCAGCACAACGCUGCAAUGAACUGAUAACGUUCAUUUUCCAAAGUUGCAUUGGUGACAGUGCAUUGUGUGAAGGAGGCUGUUCACUGCUGCAUUUAAUGAUAAAAGUAGCCUUUGGGUGAAUUGGAUGACUGUCCUCAGAGCACAGCACAGUGAACUUGUCUGAUUCUUCACUAAGGCUGUUUGGGCAGUUGUGACACUCUUCUUUCAGAAGCUCUCAGACUGAACCCAUGAAGCUGAGCUCAUCCUAGCUGGUUGCUUAGUUUAUAAUUGCCAUCAUCCUAAGAAGUGGGUUGUGUUCAGUGAGCAUGAUAAAGUUCGGGGAAGCAACCUGACCUCCCUUCUACCUUGGAAUUCCAGUGUGGAGACUGGGAAAAGUCUCUGUUCCAGAUUCAAUGCCUGUUUAUUACAGUAUAUACCUUUGCUUGCAAGGGCUUUUUAAGUCACCUCCUUCUCCGGUGUAAAUAACUAGAGGCUCUGGCAGGAUUUGAGUACUGUAUCUUGAGCAAUUGGCAUUCAGAAAAAUGAGCUGCAGGUAGGGGAGGUAGGGUUGGGGAGGUAGGAGUGGGGAGCCUAUGAUAUGGUCAGACUCCCAUCAAUCAUGGCCAUUGGCCAUACUGGCUAGGGAGAGGCAUCUGGAGGGGCACAGGUUCCCCAGCCCUGAAAUAAAGUGUGGGGGGGAGGUUAAAGAGCCCUUUGGCUUGGGUCUUAGGUAAUAUGGAAGCAAAUAAGUUUCUGGCCCUCUAGCCCUUGCUCAAUUCAGAAUAUUGCCUCCGGGUUUCACAAAUGCUGUUUGUUCAGGAAUAUAGGGGAAAGGAGUUGGGAGACAUCUCAGCCAAGAGAAACCCGUACUGUCCUGUGACUUGGUCACAUCACACAGUGUGCAUGAGGCUUCCACUGUGCAAUUCAAGCUAGGAGGGUUGCAGCAAACUGCACUGGGCCCAUGCAACGCAAUACUGAUGCCAAUGGUUAGCGUUAGCUUCUUAGUCUCAUGAGAUGAGAAUGCAAAACUGCAGGUAGGGGAUAAAUGGCCCUCCAGAUGUUGCUGGGCUCUAGCUUGGCUAAUGGUCAAGGUUGAUGGGAGUUGUAGUCCUUACAACCUCUGGAGAAGACUGGGCUCCCUAUCCCUGAUGUAGAGGGCAGAAAAAAGGGAUUGCCUCUAAGAAACAAAAACAUAGGAAGCAACCUCAUACCAGAUCAGAGUAUUUGUAUGUCUAGCCCAGUGUUUCCCAAACUUGGGUCUUCAGCUGUUGUUUUUGGACUACAAUUCCCAUCAUCCCUGAUCACUGGCUUUGUUAGCAAGGGAUGAUGGGGGUUGUAGUCCAAAAACAGCUGGAGACCCAAGUUUGGGAAACCCUGAUCUAGCCCAACGUUGUCUAUGCAGACCGGCAGCUGCUCUUUGGGCAAAGGAAUCUUCCUGUUGUUACCUGAUCCUUUUGACUGGAGAGGGAAGGGGCUAAUGAUUAUUAUCCAAAGGAGCCCAGGGCAGCAAAUGUACAUGCAAUAAAAUAUAUUUAAAAGAAUUCCAUUACAGGUGUAGACUUUGAAAGCUCCCUACUUAAAAGUCUUAUUGAAAGAGGGGAUCUUCUGGUAGCUGCCAAAAAGGCAACAGAAGCAAGCCUUGGAUUAUUUUAGGAGCCCAGAAAAUAAAGCAGCAGAAUUUUCCAGCCUCCGAUUUUAUUUUUAUGCUGAGAUAGCUUGCAGUUAAUAGUUUUCAGAUGAAUCAGCAUUCUUUUGAUGCUGGCACUUAACCAGUGGUUUUCACAUCUUUGUGAAUCUGUUGGCUCUCUCUCUCCCUGAAUGUAUGAUGAUCCCAUUUUGGAAUGUAAAAGCACACAGCAAAUCUUGCUUUGGUGCAGAGGAUUAAACUUGAUGCUUACCUCUGUUGGAUUUCAUUCAGAGAUGGGAUGCACAGGCUUGGCCCAUCCUGUUGAACCUUGGGUUUAGAUUCCUGCCCACUUGGUGUAGCUUUGAACUAUGUUCUAAUGCUUAUCCCAAGAGACAGGGAAUGUGUUCUAGCUUAACCCACCCCACAAUGUGGUUGUGUAGAUAAAAGUAGGAUAACCCCAGGUAUGCUCGCCUCUUCCCUUUGAAAGACAGGUAGGAUGCAGGUGUUUAAAUUUUUAAUGGUGUGGGUAGAACACUAGUCAAAUCUGCCCUGCCCUGUGGUCAAACCCAGAUGACUGAAAAUUGUUUUGUUUUGUUUUGCUAGGAGUCUGUCUAUUAAACAGGAAAUGUAUGACUAUCAACCUGUUGGCACUGACAAGAUGAGUUUGCAUUGCAGCAGCCUUUUGUGUGUGUGCUUUUCAUAGCUUAACUGUUCUGCAGGGAAGCUUAAAGAGCACUUCUCUCCUGAAUACCCCAAGCCUCAACAUCUGUUGCUAGCUUACACUAAAUAAGAUCCUUGUCCCAGAUAGCCUUGUAUUGAUGGCCAUGACUGACAAUGGCUCUCUGGAGCCCCUGUAGAGCUUUUCCAUCACCUGCUGCCACAUCCGCUUCAUACAUUUAAAGCAUAUUUCAUGCUCAAGAAUUAUAGAAACUGCAGUUUGUUAAGGGUGCUGGGAAUUGUAGCUCUGUGAGGGGGAAACUACAGUUCCCUGGAUUCCUUAGGGCAAGCCAUGUGCUUUAAAUGUGUGUUAAAUCAAAUGUGCAUUAAAUUUAUAGUGUGGAUGUGGCCUAGUCCUCAGAAAUGGAAAUGCCAGGAACUGAACGCAAGACUUUGUGUUCAAAUUAAGUAAUGAAGUGUGUGUGUGUGUGUUUGUUUUAUAUCAUAGCUUCUACUUAAUUUAAUUUCGCGUGUCCCGAGGGAUGCUCAGGAACGCAUGCCUGAUAUCCUGCAGCUGGUAUCCCGUCACCCUAAAUUAAAAGGGAACCUUUUAAGUUCAGCACCAUCUGAAGGCACCAUCCAUAGCCUACAAAGUUUGAUCAAGGUAACACUUGUCUGUGAUACUGUCCUUGUAUGUUAAUAUUUGGUUGUGGAGGGGAGGUGGUUGCGCAGUUUGCUGCUGGGUGAGUGUGUAGGGUCAUUGGCCUGGUGCAUGAGUGCACGCUGCUGACCACCCUGAGAUUUUAUUAGCAAGGCACAUGGGGGUUCUAGUUUUAUUAACAAGAUGCUCAUGGGGUUCUCUGAGAAUUGCAGCCAGUCAUUAGGGAAAGCCUUGGCAGAAAGGUUGGGGUUGAAGACUCAUUAAACUGGGUCUCAUUUCUUACAACUUAAGAAGAGUCUGGCUGAUAGAUCAGACCCAAAUGGUCCUAGGCCUCCCGCCUCCUUCCCAAAGCCUGGUUUGUGCUUUCCCAGCUUUGUAAGGAGGGGGAAGGCUCUAGGACCCUGUCAAAAUCCUUUUGCCUCCUUCCUAAGGGGGGGGGCUCAUUAUCUGCCUUUGGGAAGGCAGUAAGAUGAAUGAGGGGUGUCAUAGUACCCAAGUCCCCCCACAGCCAGGUGCUUCUGGGAAAUGUCAAAGCUGGACAUGUGGGCAAUGUUUUUUAUUUUUUUAUAAGUUCUCCUUUCAAGACCUUGACCAGAAAGUGUUAUCUAUGAGUUCAGAAUAGGCUUUGUAUGGAUUUACUAGGCUGCAAAGAACUGAUCUUGUGUUUUUGGGCUGGUGAGAUAGAACAGCCAUUGUAUUUGCCUUCUCUGUCUGGCCCUUGGCACUCUGCCCAGGCCACACCGCUCACCAGCCCUGCUUCAAACCUUCCUUGAGUGUUUUUGCCUUGCUGGAACAUGUUGUUGAACUCUGAUCAUGCUUCUUGCUUGUCUGGAUAUAGGACUGAGAGAGGGGUGAGUGGGUGGGUGGGUAUAGAAGCUAGCCUAUUGCAUAAAGGUAAACUUUACAUUCAUUGCUCCACCCACUUCUGGCUGUGGCCCUGGCAGGGAAUGCAACCCUUAAACUGUUUUACUGCUUAGUGUUGCACCCAGUGUAUUAUCUGUACUUUCAGCACCGGGUUUAGUGUUGUGCAGUCAGUCCCCGUCCCCCACACAAAAAAAGUGCACCAAGGGGGUGCAAAUUUAAGAAGAUCCAUAAUUGAGAAGAUCCAUUUGGGGAUGCAAAAUUUUGGCCACGCACAGGGCGUCAUAUUACAAAAGAUUAUCCAAGUCUACCCCUGUUACUUUUGCAGAAGGAUUGUUUUUCUAUUGAAGUCAUUUGCUGCUCAUCCUGCUUCAGUUGUCUUACGACAAAUUGUGAGCAAGAUGCUGUACAGGCAAGAUGUUGCAGAAGUUCUAUUUAGAAUUAGGGAUGACUCUGCAACCUUAAGCCUGAUUUUGGGGGAUGUGUAGCUUUUUCUGCAGGAUGAUUUGAUUGCUUUGAAGCACCAAAUUGCAUUUUAGGGCUUGAGUUGAGAGGCAGUUUAAUUUAUGGACUCUCCCUUCCAGCAUUAAGUAUUGUUCCUUGGAAACAAAAGGCCCCCUACCUCUUCCCCAUUCUCUGGUAGGCACCUCUGAUCAGGGCUGGCCCACUCAUGAGGCAAGGUGAGGUGACUGCCUCAGGCAGCAGAUCCCAAUGUCAAUCUUUCUCCCCCACCUUGUUCCUGAUGUAGGUCUUUGCUGACGCCUUCUUCCCUGGAGGGCAGGGGCUGCCAUUUUGGGGUCUGCCUCAGUUGCCAAAAUGUAUUGGACCAGUUUUGUCUCUGGUGGCUAUCUCUGAAACGGGUCAAGGUAGCUUUGGGGAAGAGUUGCUCUUUCAUCAUGGUGCAGGGAAGAGGUUCCUAAAACACAGAAUCAUUGCCAAAGCAUCCUACAUAGCAAACUCAUUCUCCAAAUGCAGAUCCUUGCACAGUCCAAAUGGCUGCGUCUAGUAUCCAUGCCAAAGAGGGCGGUGUGGACAAGCUUGGGGGAAUUGCAAUGUUUGCUGAAGUACAAAAAAAAACCAAAGGUGGAGAAGAAACUCCCAAAAAGCAUCUUAGUGAAGGCUGAGCAUGCUAAAUGGACCCGGAAAAGUGCUCAGGUGGGUGGGUUAGAUGGAAAACUGCAGAGAGGGGAAUAGAUUGGAACGGAUUGUCUUGGGAAAAGGUGUGACUGGCUGGCAGGAACUCUGAGCAGGAAUAUUCUGCACGGCACCAUUUUGUUGUGAGUCCCAUCUAGAAUCACAGAAUCACAGAGUUGGAAGGGACCAUGAGGGUAGUCUUGUCCAACCCUGUGCAAUGCAAUGAUCUUUCACUCAACGUGGGGCUUGAAUCCACAGCCCUUAGAUUAGGAGUCUCAUGCUCUGCCAACUGAACUAUCCCACCAAUGCUAGUCCUACUCCCAGCAGACGCAUUAAAGUUAAUGGGCCUGACUAACAUAGGGACCAUUAAUAGACAGGACUAACUAAAGGUCUACUAUAACUUAGUCACAUACAAACUCCAGAUUUUAUGUAGAAGCAUGAGAUGUACCCUGCCUGGAAGGCCCCUUGUAAAAACUCAGAUAAUAGUUUGCCCCAAUGGCAAACCUUGGCUUAUGACUGCUAAGGUUAAAUCUUGACCGGCUCUGGUAACCAGGCCUUUUAAAGCUUAACCUCAACAAUAGCUUAUUUUCUAUUUUGAGUGUUAUUAACUCCCAUAAGAAAUAGCCUCAAUUUUCACAAAUCAAUUGAAUGAAGUAGUCAAUCUUUUUCAAAGCCAUACCACUUCAUACUACUACAACUACUGAUAUUUUUUAUUUUUUUUUAUUAACAUAAUACUGCUAAUAAUAUACCUGCAUGUUGCGAACCAGCGUGUUGGGCAGAAAGCAAAGUUUGAAACCUUCUCCCUGACAUCGUACUUUUCUACAUGCAGGGUAUGUUUGGGAGGGGGAGGGGGGAAUCAUGUGAGCCUUCACUUGUAGGCUGAAAUGAUACCACCCUGAAGCAGAUUUAUUUUAUUUACUGACUUUUCAUUUUCCUUUCAAUAUUUCCAAACUACCUCUGUAUUUGUUUAUCAGUUACCCAACACAUAGUGAUAAUUUCUCUGGGAAACAUGCAAACAGGAAGAAAAUUUUAAAAGCCACUAUAUGGGAGAAACACCAUGAGAAUGGGAGUUAAAAUAUCUCCCUGCUGCCCGUGGUGAGCAGGCAGUCGAAUGAAGCCUGCUCUCUUCUCUGAUAGAACCCUGUUCUUUGUUAUUUCUUGGGCCUCAUCUGCAUUCUACAUUUAAAUCAAUAUCAUACUGCUUUAACCAAUCACAGCUUAUCCCAAAGAAUCCUGGGAACUGUAGUUGGUCAGGAAUGCAAGAUAAAAAGGUUGUUAACAGAGGUGUUCCAUGUUCUGUGCAGGUGCGCUUUGAGGAUAUCUGUGAAGGUCUUGUGAAGAACAUCGUUGCUGGGGAUCAAUAGUUCUAAAGAAUAACCUUUUUCUUUGCACAGGAAAAUAUGGAAAUGCGUGCUGCACGCAGUGAAGAUCAGAAAGCAGCUGACCGCAGUGGAUUACAAAAGUCCACCCCAGUGGCAGAGAGCAAGAAAGGUAGUCAUGCCUCUUCAGCGACUGAAUCAGCCACCCUUAUAUCUGAUCAGUGCAGUCUCCUAAAGAGAAAAUACUGCUCUGAUGAGGCCCCAAACACCGACCCACCUAGCAAAAUUAUGAAAAGGGGUAAGCUUUCUUUAAAAAAUAAAAAAAGAAUCUAUUUUAGCACUGAAGUAAAGUCGGGGACGCGGGUGGCGCUGUGGGUUAAACCACAGAGCCUAGGACCUGCCAAUUGAAAGGUCGGCGGUUCGAAUCCCCGCGGCGGGGUGAGCUCCCGUCGUUCGGUCCCAGCUCCUGCCUACCUAGCAGUUUGAAAGCACCCCUAAGUGCAAGUAGAUAAAUAGGGACCGCUUUCUAGCGGGAAGGUAAACGGCGUUUCCGUGCGCUGCUCUGGUUCGCCAGAAGCGGCUUAGUCAUGCUGGCCACAUGACCCGGAAGCUGUACGCCGGCUCCCUCGGCCAAUAAAGCGAGAUGAGCGCUGCAACCCCAGAGUCGGCCACGACUGGACCUAAUGGUCAGGGGUCCCUUUACCUUUACCUUUAUGUUCUGCAUAAAGUACGUGUGGAUUAAAUGCCCCCCUAAACACAAUGGUGUGGGGUGAGUGACAACACUUUUCUCUAAAUUAUAAAACUUUUGUUUUAAGCACUUACAAAUGUUAGACCUUUGAACCUGCAGACAUGAUUGUGAUGCCCAAAAAUGUGAGGUGCAAAUGGUGGGUUCUUGUGGGAGAGACGAUUGUUAAGUCACCAAUUUUGAUUGUUUGGCGUCUACACAUCUGUGACCAAGUGCACACUUUUAACUCCAAUAUAUGCUCCUUUCAGGUCUGUAAUGUGUGUGUUUGGUUUUCCCCCUUCUUUGUCCCGCCCCCCCCCACUCCCACUUUUAACAGAUGCAAGUAAGGGGAAAGGAUCCGGUGCUGGGAAGAGUUCUCUGUUUGGAUUUGUGGAACCGUCAGAUAUGGAGUGUUCGUUGUGCAUGAGGUAACCAUUACUAUCUUCUUGUCUAAAAUAGGUACAGGGAACUUUUCAGUUUGCAGAUGUUGAUUGACUACAACUCCCAUUAUCCCUAGUCCUUCUCCGUGCUUGCUGGGGCUGAUGGGAGCUGGCAUUCAGCAACUUCUGGAGGGCCAGAGGUUCCUUGUGGCUCAUGAGGAGCCCCAAGGUCUGCAGAGGAGGGUGGAGCCUUGUGGCUCAUGAGGAGCCCCAAGGUCUGCAGAGGAGGGUGGAGGAAACCCCAAAGAGACCAGAGGCACAGCAGGGCUCUGUUUAGGCUGCCCAGCCUCCCUGCCUAACAGCUGAUGUGCACGGUCACACAGCAGCAGCUGCCGCUUUCCCUUGUGUCCUCCAGAUAUUUUGGUGUGGAUUGGAAAGAGACUGGGGGAGAGAGAGCUGGAGAGCAGGGGAAAAUAGGCUUUUAGAGGCUUUUUAGAGGGUGUUCCCUACUUUACACAAUUCCACUUAGGCAUGCAGGGGCCUAGAAUGUAACCCCCAUGUAAGUGGGGGGAUGCCUGUACUUCUUAAAUAGGGUCCAAACCAGUGGACCUUCCACUCAUCAGCCUAACUGACUCACAACUUGCUUGGGGAAAACAGGGCUGGUUUCUAGCCUUAUCCCACCCCUGAGAUCAAAGCAGCUUGCUCAUUUUCCUGGUAGACCCCCUCAAUUUCCCAAAGCCCAGGAACUCCAAGACAAACUCACCUUGCAUUUCCCAGACAGCUCCAUGAUAGUUUAUUCAGAGCAUAAAGGUAGACCAUGCUCCCACAAGUCUCUUCCAGGGGUGGAAGAAUAUGCUGAUCUCUUAUGACUCUGAGCCUAAACUUUCAGCAACUGGAUUCCAAGUUUCUAGGGAUUCUAGAGUGCUGGGACUGGCAACCACAUACGUAUCAACAGUCGGAUUAUGAAACUUUAUCAGAAGUAAACAAGUCUUGAAAAAAGAGACAAUGUACAUAAUUUUUUAAACCAAGAAAAUCUUUAAUAAAAAUUAUUUUUUAAAAAAGAAAUAAAUGGUGGGGGAAAGCAGGCAACAGGUCAAACAGAAUGCAAAAUAAAUCAAAGUGCUUUGGCUGUAUAGCUGGACUAAUCCUAGCCUAUUCGCCACAGGAGAGUAUUUCCUUGCUGCCUACUUACAAGUAGGCAGCAAGGAUGGUCAGAUCCAGCCUGGAUCCCUAAUGGUAAGAGGGACCAUAGCUGCAGCUCAGCUUUUAAAGGCUUUCUCUCCUCUCCUUGGAGGAAGCAACCCCUGGCUCUUUCUGACUAGUGACAGCCACAGUCAGUUUGUGAGAUAUGUCACACCUCACAUAUGGGAAACCCAAGUCCCCUUUUGCAUUUGAACAGAACUGGCAGGAAAUAGGUGACAGACUGGCUUAGAGAAAUGGUGGAAGCAGGAGAUCUAUCCUUUGUGACAGAUGCAAACCAAGGUGCAGUGUUAACUCAGGAAUAGAAACCCGCUUGAAACCGAUUCCGGAACCUGCUUAGUGCUAACCAUGGUUGAUGGUGGUGCCAACAUAACCCUGAAAGCUGGAGGGUGGCAUUCAAAUUCUUCAGGAGAGGGAAUGAAAAGGAAUGUAAGCAUGAACACCUAGAAACAAUUGUUCAGGUUGCUAGGCAGGUGAUAGGUUGCCUGAAUUGCUGGAAAUCCAUGCAACUGAUUUGGCAUGGGUCUGAGUCUUUUUACUUUAACUUGUAGAGCUUGUCAUAAUUGCCCAUAAGGAAAUUCAACGAAAUCUGCAUACUGUAUUUCCAUGAACCAGUAACCCAGUGAUCUCAUCUCCAACCAGCCCAAGCUGUUAUUAACCCAGUUUGCCCGCCCAACUAAGUAAUGUAGUUGACCUACAUCCAGGGAGUGAGUCAGGGACAGACCAAGAAACCUGCAUAAACACCUGCAGCACACCUAGGUAAUUGGACAGAAUUUCUCAGAGGCUGCUUUUUAAUCCUCUCCCCUGAUCCUUCUCCAUAAAACACAUUCAGACUCGUACCCUGAACUGCUUUGAACUCAGGUGCUUGAAUCCUCAGCCUUGUUCCAGGUGAGCUAAUAGAAUACAGUGAUACCUCGGGUUACAGACGCUUCAGGUUGCGUUUUUUCGGGUUACGGACCUCCGAAACCCGGAAGUACCAGAACAGGUUACUUCCGGGUUUUGGUGGUCGCACAUGCGCAGAAGCGCUAAAUCGCUUUUGCUCAUGCGCAGAAGCGCCGAAUCGCAACCCGCGCGUGCACAGACACGCUGCUGCGGGUUGCAAACUUGCAUCCCGCACGGAUCAUGUUCGCAAUCCGAGCGUCCACUGUAAUUUUGGCUGCUCUGCUGGAAGUGACAAGUUACUGGAGGAGAGGACUUUCAGACCCACCCCAAAUAUUAAAACUUUCAGCCACCACCACCGUAUUAACAUUUCAGGCCCCCAAUCUAUAACAACUUUCAGCUGAGUCAUGGCUUUCCCCAAAGCAGCCUGAGACUGUAGUUUGUAAAAGGUGCUGAGAAUUGUUGGGAGACCCCUAUUUCCCUUUCAGAGCUACAGUUUUCACAGUGCCCUGGGAAGAAGGAUUGGUUGUUAAACCACUCUGGAAAUUGUAGCUCUGUGAAGGGAAUAGAGGCCUCCUAGCAACUCUCAGCUGCUGUUCCCAGGGCUCUCCAUGAUAUUGCUUUUAACUGUAUAGUGCAUGUGGGGCCCUAGACACAUAAAAUAGAUUUCUACUUAUAUGAUUUCUUAGUUACACAUAUGCACACGUAACAAGGAAACCCUAUACAGAUCAGCUUCUCCACUAUUAAAGGAACUCAUUCUCUCUGUGGAUCCUUAUAUAGUUAAUAUGUGACUAUUGACUAUAUAACACGAACAAAGGGACAUCAGUAGGUUCAGGGAAAUCCCAGGAUUUGGAAAGAAAUAAAAAAUUAAGGAAGGGACACCUCAGUCAGCCCAAUGAGGACUGAGUAUGCUCAAUGAUCAAGGCAUUCUGACUGAUUUAGACAAGAAAAAUGAGGAAACUGAGUGGAGUAUCCUCCAAAAGGGUAAGGCUGGCUGGCUGAAACUCUGGAUAGGAAGACCUCACAUAGCAGCAUUCUGUUGCUGUUCUACUUGUAACACUCCUGAUGUUUUUGGUCCUUGGGAUGUUUGGAACUUCACCCUUGCAACAUUGAUGGUUCAUGGGUGUCAACUGCUGUGAAUUCCCAUGCCUUCCAUUAUUCCUGCUAAAAGAUUGUAUUGCUUUUCUUUCCUCUCCUGAUUUUUCUGUACCAGGGUCUUCUACGAACCUGUCACCACCCCUUGUGGACAUACCUUCUGCCUGAAAUGCCUUGAAAGAUGUUUGGAUCACAAACCAAAUUGCCCCCUGUGCAAAGAGGGUCUCUCUGAGGUGAGCCUGUGUUGCUUGUGUCUUGUCACUGAUGUUUCUCUAAAUAUUGGCAUGCACCUGGGGUGGGUUAGGGGCUGAAAUGAGUCGUGAAACUGGAAGGACUCUAUCGCAAUGGGCAGAACAACUGGUUUCCAUGCAGGAGAUCCCAGGUUCAAAUCCCUCCAUCUCCAUGUAGGGCUAGGAAUUUCCCUCUGGAAUAGGCAGCUUCCUGAGUUCCUGUAUUGAAAUGCUCCUUUUGCCAUAGCUCAUGUUAGGCAUUCUGCUCAUGCCCCCUCAACCCCUGCCCCUCUUGGCUUAUGAAAUACAGCAGAGGGUUGGUAUCUUACUCCCACCAAAUUGGCAAAAAUGUACAGAACUAGUAGUAAAACUUGCUGGAAAUGCAAGGAAAAGGAUGGCGACUUCUUUCAUAUGUGGUGGUCAUGUAAUAAAUUAAAAGAGUUCUGGGAAUCGAUUUAUAACGAGUUAAAAAAGAUGUUUAAGUAUAGGUUUCCCAAAAAGCUGGAAGAAUUCUUGCUAGGUUCAGUGGGAGAAGAUAUUAAGAAGACUGAUCAAAGAUUAUAUUUGUACGCAACAACAGCAGCUAGAGUUCUGAUAGCUCAAAAGUGGAAGCAACAGGAGAUGCCGACAAUAGGAGAAUGGCAGAUAAAGCUGGUUGAAUACGCUGAGAUGGCUAAAUUGACACACAGAAUUCGCAAUCAGGAGGAGACAAAGUACCAAAAAGAAUGGUGUAAAUUUUUGAUCUAUAUAAGUGAGAACUGUACAAAUUUGAAAACUUUGGCAGGAUUGAAGUAAAUCUUAUGUCAUGUUGUAAUAUCUAAUCAAAGAAACUGUGAACUAUAGAAUAGAAUAGGAAAACUGAUGGAAGGGAAGGACGGAAGUCAACAGCUGGGUUCAGGCCUGGCCACAGAACUGAGUCGCCCUUGGUUGCCCUGAUGCAACGGUUGCGACCUUUGCAGAGAGCAGGACAGAGAGGGAGUGUGACUUUGCUCCUGCCACUUGAUCCUUUGUUGGCAUUUGAUACCAUUGACCAUGGUAUCCUACUGGACAUUCAUGCUUAUACAAGUCUACCCCAAUGCUUAAUGGGAUGCAGGUGGCGCUGUGGUCUAAACCACAGAGCCUAGGACUUGCCGAUCAGAAGGUCGGCGGUUCAAAUCCCCGCGACGGGGUGAGCUCCCGUUGCUCGGUCCCACCAAGCAGUUCGAAAGCACGUCAAGUGCAAGUAGAUAAAUAGGUACUGCUCCAGCGGGAAGGUAAACGGCGUUUCCGUGCGCUGCUCUGGUUCGCCAGAAGCGGCUUAGUCAUGCUGGCCACAUGACCCGGAAGCUGUACGCCGGCUCCCUCGGCCAAUAAAGCAAGAUGAGCGCCGCAACCCCAGAGUCAUUCACGACUGGACCUAAUGGUCCUUUCCCCGAUGCUUACAAAUACUGGUGUGAAUUUUAAUCCAUUUUAACAUUUCAGUCCAUUUAGCAUUUAACGUUUUGUAUGUUUUAGGUUCCCUGCUAGGUAUAAAAACCCUUACCAUGUUCAGGGCAUGCAAAGCACUGUGUGGAACGCGCCCCCCCCACCUGCCUUAGGCCCAACCCCAUCUUUGCCUGCCCCACACUUGAUGUCAGGUGUAGAGCAGGUAGCAAUGCUUGGUCGGUGAGCAUGGUUUCUUUGCAAACUUUCGUAUUCAUAACUCCGCCCACCCAGAAAUCACACAACUCCCCACACACUAGUAGAAUUUAGCAUAUUGGGCUUCUGCCCCAGAACCUAUUGAUUCAGACAUGUUAAUGGCACUAUUAUUUGCUUGUCACAUUUUAUUCCAUACACCCUUGAAAGGGCUCCAGGUAGAUACAAGGCAGGGCAGUUUCAGAGGCACUUAGGCUUGUCAGCAGUCUGUUAGCUAGAGGACAAAAAAAAUAAAAUCAGAUGAAGCUGAAGAUUUUAACAGGGGAAGCUGCUCUAACAGAAUCCUGAACAUUUCUAAACCAAGCCUGAGAGGAAUCCCUGUUUUCUGUUCCAGUGUUUGGCAAUGAGGAAACACUGUAAGACAGUGCUGGUGGAAGACUUAAUAGCCAAGUACCUUCCUGAGCAACUCACAGAAAGAAGGAGGCUUCAUGAAGAGGAAAUUGCUGAACUUUCCAAGUAUGUCAUAUGUCUUUUCCCCAGUCCCCUCCAAGUGGAUUUCCCCUCUUCCAUCUCCCUUCCCAAUAUUUAACCCUCCAGGAGUGAAGAGUUAUGAAAGGUGUCAGAAAGUUAUUCUGUUGACACAGAACUGACCUAGUGCAUUGGGGGAGGGAAUCAGAACCUUACCUCAAAUACACUCAGCUAUCAACCUACCAAAAAAUGGUUUCAUGUAACAAAUGUUUGCAAUAGUUCUGUAUAAUCAUUUUUAAAUACAGGGGUACCUCAGGUUACAUACGCUUCAGGUUACAUACGCUUCAGGUUACAGACUCCACUAACCCAGAAAUAGUGCUUCAGGUUAAGAACUUUGCUUCAGGAUAAGAACAGAAAUCAGGCUCCGGUGGCGCGGCAGCAGCAGGAGGCCCCAUUAGCUAAAGUGGUGCUUCAGGUUAAGAACGGUUUCAGGUUAAGUACGGACCUCCAGAACGAAUUAAGUACUUAACCUGAGGUACCACUGUAGAUUCAUGGAUAAGGGUUAUUGCUAGCUAAUUCUUGCUUACAGCAAACCCACUGAAAUUAAUAGACCCAUGUCCGUUAAUUUCAAUAGGUCUGCUCUUGAGUGGCUACAACCGUAAGUGUUUAUGACUUAAGGUUUGACCUGAAAGUUUUGUUUCUUAAUUAUCCUGUCAGCUGGGGUAGAAUUCCUUUGUGCCCAAGGUGUUGUUGGGGUUUAUGCGAGCAAAGUCCAGCAAAGCAAUAAAACUUUUUCACCUGGAGGCAAAGGCUUAGGAGAAUUUUCCGACUGUUGCCUCCUUCAGAACCAGCUCACCCAUUAGGCAACUUGAGCCUGCUACUUCAGGCAGCAGGAGCCCCUGGGGAAGCACACCCACAGGCAAAGUGCCAACUCUAUCUGUGCUGAUUUUGGGCAAGAUUGCAUCCAUUUGGGGCAGGAUUUCUCCCAAAAUCGCAUGAGAUCUUGUGGCGCUGAUGGCAGUGCCUAAUCUCUGCCAUGCAGAGAGCAGGCAGUGGCAGGAACAGGUAGAUGGUGGCAGCAGAACCAAGGCAAAAUUGGCACUUCUCGGUAGUGGCACCCUCCCUGUGGAACACCCUCCCUUCAGAUGUCAAGGAAAUAAACAACUACCUGACUUUUAGAAGACAUCUGAAAGCAGCUCUGUUUAGGGAAGUUUUCAAUGUUUGAUGUUUUAGUAUGUUCUGAUAUGUGCUGUGAGCUGCCCAGAGUGGCUGGGGAAAUCCAGACAGAUGGGCUGGUAAAUAAUAAUAAUAAUAAUACAGUAACAAUAAUGAUAAUUAUUAUUAUAAUUAUAAAGCCUAUCAAUCUUCUCUUGAAUCUAUCUCUGGUUCCAGAGGGGAUUCACAUAAGCUUUUAGCAUUCUCAGAACCAGUGGGUAUUUUUAAUUAAAAAAUGUUUAGAGGUACUCUCAUUUUGACUCAAAAAAAAAUAAAUACAUUUUAUAGUUCAAAUCUGGAAAAAUAAAUACAGUAAAUGGACAAAAGUACAAAGAUUCACAAAAUGUUUGGGGUAUUCAUACCCCUGCGUCCCCACAGAAAAAAGCACUGCUCAGAACUCUCACACCAAGCAGGCUUUGGUACCCUAUCUCCUGCAACAUCUCUGUGCAGAAGUCUGCAUUUGCAAGCUUCCCCUUCUCUGUUCAGUUGAGCGGAAAGGGUAGGAACACGAUGUGCCAUCCUGGUACAAGAUAAGGGAUCACAAGCUGCGACCUUGAUUCUCUCAUCAGCAGUACAUUGAAAAGAUAAUCCUCUGUGCCCAACAGAUCAUAAACAGGUGUUUGGAGAAGGACAAGAGAUUGGGGGGGGGCGGCUAGUUCUGAAUAACCCUCCAUGCGCUGCUGGAGAGGUUCGGCAAUGUGUACAGCUGUGCGUGGGUUUCAUAUGGCUGAUGUACUCACUGAUUACACUGUAUGUGAUGCACCAACCCCCCCCCCCCCGGGAGAGACUUGCCCACUCUUUUUAGCUGGGCAGCAGGGAAGAGCCUACUCUGUUGGAAAUUGUUGUGUUGUGCGGGAGUCUGGACCGACCCAUCCCUAAUUUUGACUGCAUCAAGAUAGCUGGGGUUGCACUGGUUGGGUUUUGCUGUAUGGCUGUAUUCAGACAACAUUUAUUCCAUUUUCUUUACAUUUCCUCCCCCCCCCCCCCUAAUUUUUUCAUUGAUUUUCCAAAUUUAUAACAAACAUCAAAAAAGGAAAAAGGAAACAAACAAACAAACAUAGAUCCUAACUGUAAUAGUUCCAUUUUUGUUAACAUUGUUGGGUUACUUCUUUGAAUCCCCCUGGCUGAGUUUCUCUGUAUAUCAUUGUAACAGUUUUCCAAAACUAUUUUCACAUAAAAUUUACUUAGUCAAUUAACAUCUUUCUUUCUUUUCAUUUUUACUUUAAACAUAUUGUUCUAUAACAUCACAUAUUUAAAUCCUAGGCCAAUAUGGUACUUGCAAGUAUUUCUGUUUUAGUUAUCUUAGCAUAUUUAGCUAAGUAGUCUUUAAAUUUCGUCCAUUCCUCCUGGCGUUCCUCCUCCUUCCGGUCAGGUCGGCUAGCUCCCAAAAGUCCAUCAUCAUCAUCUGCCAUUCCUCCACUGUUGGCACUUCUUGUGUUUUCCAGUUUUUAGCCAGCAAAAUUCUAGCAGCAGUUGUGGCAUACAAAAACAAUCUAACAUCUUUCUUGGGCAAUUCCAAACCUAUUAUUCAAAGAAGAACAUUUUCUUUACAUUUCCUUACCUGAUAGGCCACAUGCAAACCAUAUAUUUAAAACACUGUGGUGCUACUUUAGGCAAUCAUGGCUUCCCCCCCCCCACCCAAAAAAAAAUCUGGGAGGUGUUAAAACAUUUAUCACAACCACCCUUGGGUAGUGUUGGCUAUCACUCGUAGCUGAGUAAGAUUGUCUUCCAUGAGCACAGUGUUAACAGUGAGUCCGUAAGUGACUGUGGAGGCCAAAUCUGGAUCCACACGUCCUUCCACAGUGGGGACAUUGGUUUCCAGGCAGGAGUUGAUCACGGUGUGGAUUUGACAAGCGUGCCUUCCUUUUAGUAUGUUUCUCCCUUGCCUCCUGAGUUCAAGUGUCUUCAAAGCUCAUGACACCUUUGGUAAAGGCUGUUCUCCAACUGGAGCACUCGCAGGCCAGGAGCAAGGAUUCAUUAAGAAUGAAGUCUGUUUUUCUCUGAGAGGACCCUGUUCUUGGAUUUGAGCAAACAUGGCUUCCCCCAAAUAAUCCUUGAAGGUGUGGUUUGCCAAGAGUGCUGAGAGUUGUUAGGAGACCACCUAUUCUCCUCACAGAACUAAAAUUACCAGAGUUUCUCUGAAAACUGUAGCUCUGUGAGGGGAAUAGGGGUCACCUAACAACUCUUAGCACCCUUAAACUACAAGUCCCAGAAUCCUUUGGGGGAGCCAUGACCAUUAAAAGUAGUAUAAUACUGCUUUAAAUGCAUGGUGUGGCCUGAAUAUGGCUAUGAUCUUUCCCACAACAUAAAAAAACCCACCUGGGAAUCUAGUGGAAGUUUAGUACCCAUUCGUGUUCAUUGUUUCCAGAGAGAGAGAAAAUCAGCUUGCCACCCUGUUAACUUGGAAAAUAGCAGGAGUUGUGUGUGACUAAAUAUGAAGCGGCAUCCCAGCAUACACUUCUUUCUCACCAUUUAAAAACUAGUGUUCCAUUGCAGUAUAUUGAUCAAAAAGCCCAGUCCCAUAGACCAACAGAUGCUGCAGCGUAAAAGGGAUGUUAGAAACCGAGACAGAAGCGCCAGGAAAAACUAACACAAUACAGUGGUACCUCUGGUUACGUACUUAAUUCGUUCCGGAGGUCAGUUCUUAACCUGAAGCACCACUUUAGCUAAUGGGGCCUCCCGCUGCUGCCGUGCCGCCGGAGCACAAUUUCUGUUCUCAUCCUGAAGCAAAGUUCUCCACCCGAGGUACUAUUUCUGGGUUAGCGGAGUCUGUAACCUGAAGCGUAUGUAACCUGAAGCGUAUGUAACCCGAAGCGUAUGUAACCCGAGGUACCACUGUAAACCCCACAUAUGAAUGCAGAUGACAGCUAAAAAUCUAGUAGAUUAGCAAAACGAUACCAAAAACCAGGAACUGCGGGCUUGCCCUCCUAGUACGAUACGAAGAAACAAACGAUAUUCUGAGUUGAUCGCCGCCCUCUCUGUCAGUUUAAUAUUUGCCCCUCUUCCACAUCCUGCCUCUCUUGUGUUUUGCAUUGUGAGCAAGUGUUGUGGCACGUUCAGAGUUUUAACCCAAAGGUUUGUCCUGCAGCUUGAAUAAGAAUGUCCCCAUCUUUGUCUGCACCAUUGCCUAUCCGACCGUCCCUUGCCCGCUGCACAUCUUUGAACCGUGCUACCGUCUGAUGAUCCGCAGAUGUAUGGAAACUGGCACCAAGCAGUUUGGGAUGUGCCUUGGGGACCCUGUCAGAGGGUGAGUGACAGAGAGCAUGAUGCUGUUAUGUGCUGCUAGACCAGCUUUGCCCAACAUGAGUCCCUCCAGAUGUUUUGGACGUGGGGGGGAGGGGGAGGAAGGGUCACUGCGCAGUGGUAGUGCACAAUUUUCCUGCAUAUCCAGGUAGGGCUGGGAGGGGCUCUUCUCUGAAUGCCUGGGGACCUCCUCCCAGUUGGCGUAGACCAGAGGGGAAUAAGCCUCUUGAGUCCAGGGGCCACAUUCCCUUCCCAGCAGGGGCUGAAUUCCAGUGGUGGGUAGUACCAGAGGAAAACAUGGGUGGAGCAACAGGUGAACAUUUUGCCUUUGUACAACAGGGUAGUUUGUGCGCACACUCACUCUUUCCUCCACCCAGGGAAGCAAGAGGCGUUAUCAAAAUUCAAGGGCACAUUCCAGCCAGGCUUUGUCAUGGACUGGUUGGGCACAGAGGAAUGGUGGGAGAAACCAGCUGAGGAACCCCCAAGGGAAGAUGGCUCAGAGCCUGCUGAGUGGUAGUGGGGCAAAGAUGAAUGGCCAGAGGGAGAAGAGGGGGCAGAGUGUGGGGAGAAGGUGUUGGAAGCUGAAGACGCAACAGGGUUUAGUGAGCGGGAACAGGCUGGGGCAGAGAGCAGUCCAGAAUCUGAGGCAGAAGAGGAGGCUGUAGAGGAGGGGGGCCAAGAGGCAGAGAAGAAGCCAAGUAGUCUGCCUUUCCUGCUGUGACCAGCUCCCCUCCAUCUUGGUUGCCCAGUACCCACAGAGGUAUGAAGAGGGCAGAGCAGAGAUACAGAAGGUGAGGAAGGCUCAGGCUCCUUGGAAGAAGGAGGAGACUUAGCUGUGGGAAGGCAGGGACCUUCAGUCCUUGCCACUCCCUUAUAGGGGCAAGAUCCACCAGCUGUGCUCACUAGGCCUGGCCUCCUGAGCUGUUUUUUUCCUUUAAUAGCUCACACUGAUGCUGUGUGAGUUAUUACUGACCUGCUCCUGGUACCCAGCCCUGACAGGUACCAACACGCAAUGAGGUUGCAACACUGGGCCAAUGAGGUGUGUGGUGUGGAGAGAGUCAUGAGGGCCAAAUAGAGAGGCUUGGAGAGCCACAUUUGGCCUUUGGGCCUGAGGUUCCCAACCCCUGCUGUAGGCAAUACUGAGUGAGAUGGAUCAAUGGUCUGAUUAGACAGCUUCCUAUGGUUCUGUGGACCACAAGCUCCAUCUGGCUGGGGGUAAAUCCUAAAAUGUCUGGAAGGACACCAAGUUGAGCAAGUCUGAAGUAGACUGCUGAAUGUCUUCACCAUUGACCUGUGGAAACUGCGACCAGAAAAGAGUAACUUUUGUUUCUUUACCUUGUCCUUUCUGGCUAACAGAUUUGCAGAUUAUGGCUGUAUGCUGGAGAUAAAAAAUGUGCAGUUCUUUGCUGACGGCCGAUCUGUGAUUGACAGUAUUGGCAAGAGGAGGUUCAAGGUGUUGAAGCAUGGCCAACGCGAUGGAUACAACACCGCAGACAUUGAGUACAUAGAAGAUCAGAAGGUGAGCAUUGACUCGAUGUGCCAGAGCUACAGCUUCCAGAGUUCCCUGGGAACAGGAAUUGUUGUUAAACCACUCUGGAAACUAGAGCUCUAUGGUGUCUCCAAACAACUCUCAGCCCCUUCAACAGACUACAGUUCCUAGAAUUCUUUGCAGGGAGCCAUGAACGUUCUCCCUCGGGAGGUGGUGGACUCUCCUUCCUUGGAGGUUUUUAAGCAGAGGUUGGAUGGCCAUCUGUCAUGGAUGCUUUAGCUGAGAUUCCUGCAGGGGGUUGGACUAGAUGACCCUUGGGGUCCCUUCCAACUCUACAAUUCUCUGAUGCAUAGUAGGGAUGUGAUCUUGUGUCCUCCCUUGACCAUUGGACCGACAAGAUAGUAACAGGACUACUUUGCUCCUUAGGCUCAGGGAAGGUGUCUGUCAUGGCCUUGGCUCUGCAGACCCUAAUUUGUGGAGUCCUGAUGUUCAGUGGUCUCCUGCCUACCACUCUCUGGUUCAGUGGGCCCCAGUAUCUGGCUCAGGGCCAGAAAGCCAGUCCAGCCCCUCAGCCAGUGGACCUGCGGCUAUUGAUUCAGUGUCAUGGCCACCACUGCAUUCUGGGUUCCUGACAUAUCCAUGCUUUUUUACUGCUUUAAUUUAAUUUAAUUUAAUUUAAUUUAAUUUAAACUUAACAGGAUUUAUAUGCUGCUUCAUCAAAACCUACCUGGUUUACAUAAAUAUAUACAUUAAAAUUACCAGGUAAGGUAAGUUGGGUGGAAUAUUUUUUAAAAAUAAAACCAGCAGGUUCAAAGAUAAACAUAUAUAAAAUAAAACUACAUGUCAAAUUGCCAUGUCUAGGUAGACUUGCAUAAUAAUAAUAAUAAUAUAAUAAUAAUAAUAAUAAUAAUAAUAAUAAUAAUAAUAUAAUAAUAAUAAUAAUAAUAAUAAUAAUAAUAAAUUAUAAAAAGGUAAAGGUACCCCUGCCCGUACGGGCCAGUCGUGUCCGACUCUAGGGUUGUGCGCCCAUCUCGCUUAAGAGGCCGGGGGCCAACGCUGUCCGGAGACACUUCCGGGUCACGUGGCCAGCGUGACGAAGCUGCUCUAGCGAGCAGCGCAGCACACGGAAAUGCCGUUUACCUUCCCGCUAUAAAGCGGUACCUAUUUAUCUACUUGCACUUAAGGGUGCUUUCGAACUGCUAGGUGGGCAGGAGCUGGGACCGAACGACGGGAGCUCACCCUGCCGCGGGGAUUCGAACCGCCGGCCAUGCGAUCGGCAAGUCCUAGGCGCUGAGGUUUUACCCACAGCGCCACCUGCACUGUGGGUAAUUAUAUAUAAAUUAUAGCAGGUGCCAAAAACAGUACAGUAAAGGCAGCUGCUUAAUAUCAAUUAUUUAUUACCAGUAUCAUUCCAUAGCCCCCUUUCCUCCAAGGAGCUGAUUGUGGUAUACUAUUUUAUUCUUGCAACAACCCUGUGAGCUAGGCCAGCUUCAGUGAGGAAUGCCUUGACUUGAGCAUCCCAAAUCCAGCCUACAAUCUUGACAACUAAUACAGGUGCCUAGGUUUCUUUGUUAGAAUCCCUCUAAAACUGUUUUUCCCCUGACGCUCCCUGGUGAUACCUCCUGGGAUAGCUCAGUUUGGUAGAGCAUGAGAUUUAAUCUUAGGAUUGUGGGUUCAAGCCCCAUGUUGGGCAAAAGAUUCCUGCAUUGUAGAGGGUUGGACUAGAUGACCCUUGUGUCCCCCUUCCAACUCUACAACUCUAUGAUUCCAGGUGCAAGGAGCAGAAAGUGCUGAGCUGAUGCUCCUUCACGAGUCUGUAUAUGACGAGGCCUACCAGUGGUUUGAUGCCCUCGGUGCAGGGCUCAAGGGUCGUAUCCUCGGUCACUUUGGUCCAAUGCCUGCCAAGGAUUCAGAUCCACAGGUAGGUACAGGAUGUAACACUCCGGCAGGGACAAGAAUUUGAGCUCACUCAAUUUGCCCAGUUCAAUCCCAGGCGUCUCCAGGCAGGCCUGGGAGUGUGAAAACCUUGGAAACCUGGAGAGCUGCUGCCAGUCUGUGUAGACAGUACCAAACUGGAUGAACUGAUGGUCUGGCUUGGUAUAAGGCAGCUUCCUCUAUUCCUUAACCUUGGAGUGCACUGUUUAGAACAGAGUGAUGCUUUGCAUGCCAUCCUUGCAUUUUUUUGUGUAUUUUACCUUGGGUAUAGUUUCAGCUAUUUAAUUAUAUUAAGCUUAUUCAUAUUGUUAUAUACCAUAUUUUUCGCUCCAUAAGGCGCACCGGACCAUAAGGAGCACCUAGUUUUUAGAGGGGGAAAUCAAGAAAAAAAAAUCUUAUUCCCCCCCAGCCCCAAAGAACAGCAGACAGUCUUGCUCUCCCGGCUUCAGCAAAAGGAACCUGAAGCCUGUGGAGCGCAGCGGGAACUCACGCUGCGCUCCAAAGGCUUCAGGCGGCUAUCCCUCUCACUCUCCAGGCUUCAGCAAAAGCAACACGAAGCCUCCAGAGCACGGAGGGAGCACUCCCUCUGCGCUUGGUAGGCUUCGCGUUACUAUCACUGAAGCCAAGGAGCCUGCAUUCGCUCCAUAGGACGCACACACAUUUCCCCUUAAUUUUUGGAGGGGGGAAAGUGUGCCCUAUAGAGUGAAAAAUACGGUACGUUGCCUUUUAAUUUAAGAUGUUACAAUUAGGUUGGCGGUUCCUGAAUACGGGGUUCCAUCCUGCCACUUUCUCCAAUUAUUAACCAUGGCUGUUAAGAAUAAUGCUUGCUCUUCCUUGCAGAGCAACCCCAAUGGCCCUGCCUGGUGCUGGUGGAUCCUUGCUGUCUUUCCUCUUGAGAGCAGAGCCCAGCUCCCAUUUCUUGCCAUGACAUCCCUGAAAGACCGUCUCCUCGGCAUCAAGCGCGUUCUUGACUUCAUGGCCAACCCGGGACCAUGAGGAUAAGGCGGCGCAAGAGAUCCUGUGAAUCCUGUUAGAAUACUUGAGCGUCUCUCGGCUGUUUCCUUACACUGAUGACUUCUUGAGCUUUCUCUCCUGCUAUUACAUCUCAUUGUCUGCAAGGUUAAUGGGUGGGUGGAAGAGCCCUUUAACUAGUUGCAAUGAUGUGUUAACAGAGAAUGAUUUUUUGGAGCAAGAAAUGGCUCUAACUUGAGUUCAUCAACACAGCAAAAACUAUAGCUACUGUGCGGGGAGCAUGCAGCACGAUCCCAAGCACGUUCUACUCAGAAGUAAGUCCUGAAAAGCGUGACAGGUCUUCACUUCCAUGUAACCACGCUGAAGGGCUGCAGCCUUAAUGUUGUUGAGUUGGUUCUUCAGUUCAAAAAGAAUUACCAAUGUUUCCAUAAAUAUAUAGAUAUAUUUCUACAUAUAUGCAUAAUGAAAGUGAACAAAACUGAUGUGAACUUUUUUUCUUUUUCCUUUUUUGCUAUAAAUUUUUUUUUAAAAGGUUUGUCCAAAUUUUUAUUUUAUUUUAUCUGGGAACAGAUGCAUUGAAAUAUUUCUGGUUUAAUGUGAAGCUGAAAUAACUAGCCAUCGUGCUGUUUUAUUUCAAGGCAUAUUCCAAAGGGUUCUGGUUUGGUGUGUGUUUUUUAAAAAAAUCUGUAUAUUAACAGUAUUUACAAGUUUUUGAUGGAUAUUAUUAGUAUUAUUUUGGACUAAAAAAUGUUUAUUUGGUUUUCAGUUGCAAAUUUACAGCAUGAUCCUCUAAUGUAAAUCCUGCUACAUUCAGUGGUGAUUAGCUUACUCCCCUAGAAAGUGUGUUUAGGAUCAUAGCCUAAGACUGUGUGUAUUCUUCAUAGAAGUCUGUCUGUUUUGCUAUCUUAUAGUGUUUUUAAUAAUGAACAUGAAGAUGGGGGGUGGGAGUUAAUAAUACACAGUCUCAUGCUUGAUAACUAGUUUGCUUUUACAUUUUGUGUAAGGUCUAAAUGUCACUGAUAAAAUGGGUUGGAUCCAGACUUUGUCAUACUUAGGGUAGACCCAUUGACAUGAAUGUGACAUUAUCAUGAUGACUAACCUAAGAUUAAUUUAGGUGGGUCUGUUCAAAGCAUGACUAACAGCACCACCCUAACCAAGUCCACUUAGAAGUAAGUUGCUUGAAUUCAAUAGGACUUACAUCUAGGAAAGUGGGGUUUGGGUUGCCACUGAAGUCUGGAUCCAACCCUCUAAUUUUUGAAGAUGUGUCAAGGUAUGCUUCGAUGGAUUUCUCUCUCUCUCUCUCUUUUAAAAAGAACAGCAAAAAUAGUACUUACAAUUCUUUCUGUGAGUACAGAAUUAUCUGUACCUGGUACCAGGAAUCAGAUAACAUCUGGACAAAUCCUGUUUUGACAUUUAAUUUGUUAAAAGGAUGUUCAAGGACAGCAGUGAGGGUCAAAGGAAGAAUGAUCAGGGACAGGGGAACAAGGUGUACAUAACACAUUGUCCUUCAUAUUGUUGUUUAGAGAAGCUUGCUGUGACAGUUUGCUUUGGGUUUGCUGUUAUUUUUCUGAUCUAAAUGAAUGUUGUGGCUUUGCCAAGCUGAGCUCUUAGGUGGCUGUUCACAAAACAACUGCAGACCACUUUGAAGAGACUCUUUUACAGCAUUUCUUUGGUAGCCUUUAUACUGGGGACAGGUUGGAUGGCAGCAACAGGAGGACACAAAGAACUUUGCACAUAGGAAGAUUAUGUGCAUUGCCAACAGGACAGUAAUAGAUUGAGAUACUGCUCCCACUGGCUUUAUCAGUAUUACUCUCCCAUUGGUAAUUCUCAAUUUACCGUACUCUCCUUGGGAAUGUAUUCCUAAAUUGGAGAACGGUCAUUGCUCAGUGGUAGAACAUCUGCCUGUAUGCAGAAGGCCACCAGUUCAAUCCCUGGCAUCUCCAGUUAGGACUGGGAGAGACCCCUGCCUGAAUCCACAGAGUCACUUCCAGUCAGCAUAGAUGAUAUUCAGCUGGCCGGACCAUUGAUCUGACUCUGUUCUAAGGCAGCCUCCUACAUUCCCUUUCCUUUGUUGCUUUUCUGACACCUGCAUCCUCUGGCUCCCAAUUGCUGCAAAACUGCAUUGUUUUUAUUUAGAUAAGGUGAUAACAACAUCACUUUUUAAAAGCAUGUAUCUUUUAUCUUAACUGUACUGUGAGGCUGGUGGUGGUUUGGAUGCCUCCUAACGUAUUUCUGGACAGGUUUUGCUGCAGUUCUCUGAAAUGCUCUUACAUGAGGUCUGCAUUGCAAAUGGAAAUGCAUUGCAGUUGUAUAAAUUUUGGGGGGAGUGGUGGAGGGGAGAUUGAGUUGUUCUGGGGCUGAAAACUACUGUGAUGGACGUCAAUGUGCUGAAACAUUUACCCUUUUUAAACUUCAAAGAAGGAGGUUGAAAUGCUGCUGCCACUGCGCACUGCUCCCCUCCUCCAGACUCAUGAUGAAAACCUGUCCUUAAAACCAGGUGAAAUGUCUUAUUUAAUAUUUGCACUCCUACCGAUUGCAUUGCCAGAUUUAUUUAUUUUAUUUUUUAAAAAAUCUGUUUAUUUUCUACUGGAGUGCUCAAGGCAGUUUACAAAAAUAUGAAAUAAAAAUGGCAAAAGUAGGCAAUGAUUGAAAACAAGAUGGUGCAAAGGUAUCAUGAGAUCUAUAUAUACAUAUACAUGUGAUCAAAGGAGAAGACUUAAAUGCGGGGUAUAGCAAUUAAAAACAGUUCAUAAUAGCCGAAAGCCUGGCAGAACGAACAUGGAUCCCGACAGACGUUCCUUUUAUUCUGCAUUCAUGACGAUUUGUGCUCUUGAUGGUAUCGGGGUGAUUCUACUUGAUUCUGAUUUCAGUACUGUUUGUGCCAUCUAGCAGUUCGAAAGCACGAAGUGCAAGUAGAUAAAUAGGUACCACUUGGGCGGGAAGGUAAACGGCAUUUCCGUGCGCUGCUCUGGUUUCACCAGAAGCAGCUUAGUCACGCUGGCCACAUGACCCGGAAGCUGUACGCCAGUUCCCUCAGCCAAUAAAGCGAAAUGAGCGCCGCAACCCCAGAGUCGGCCUUUUACCUUUACCCUUCCAAAUAGCAAUAGAACAAUAAUAUUGCAGGAGCAUCCCAGAACAACUGUUGCAGAACAGCAUACAACAGUGCUAUUUUUCUAGAAAAAGAGGUGCCGGAACUCACCAUGAAUGCCUCCUUUAUUCUCUUAUUAUGGCAAUGAUGCCCACCUGAGAGGUGCCAGAACUGAGUUCUAGUGAGUUCCAGCUGAAAAAAGGCCUGACAUGUGGACAGCCUAGUGUAAAUCUGCCACUAAUGCACUAUUAUUACAUAAAUGACUCCUCGAAGAAGGGGCAACCCUAUGACACUUAAAGAGAUGUAUGGUGGACCUAAAUGGGGAUGCAAUUCCAGAGCAGUACUGCCACCAUUAGAAAAGUCCUUUCCCCAAGUACUUACAGAUCUGUAGCCUCCAACAGACCUGGGAACUGGGGCAGAGGAUGUAAUCUCCACCUGCUCAUUGGCUGUGCUCUAGCAAUUGUGGAAAGCAAUUGAGGAAAAUGCCCAUGAAAAAAGUCAAAGUUGGUUACGCUACUAAUCUGACUCACUGCUUUCUACAUAAAUCUCCAUUGUGUUCUAUUUUGGAGGACAGUUCUCUGCAUUUGAAGACCUCUAUUUGAAGAUGCAAGUUCAGUUUAAUGAAUUAUUGUUGUUGUUGUUGUUGUUGUUGUUGUUGUUGUUAUUUCCAAAUGUGCAUCCGUAUGUAAAUCAGCAUGUUGUACUUUAUGCAAACCUGUCUUUCUUUUCUUUUGGUUGAUGCAUUUACUCACUUGUUGCACUAUGUAACUCCAGGCAUUAUAUAGCACUAGGUCCUCAGAGACUUUUCUCCCACCUGUGGAUUUUUGUGCCGGUUUCCCUCCCACCCACUCCAAGUGAUAGUGUAAAAAAGAAAAAGAAAAACAGUAAGGGAAAUGAUCUCAUUCAAAAGUGGCCAGAAUUUUGUGUGCGCAUUUGCCUGAAAGAAACCAAAGAUGUGUCGAGACCAAAACUGUACUGUGAGGCUACUCAUUAAAUAUAUGCAGUCACAAAUAGGGAGCAAAGCAACACUGCAGUUGUGUGGUUUGGUUGUGUGCGCCCAUACUCACCUCCUCAGGUAGAAGACCUUUCUGGGAGGUGGACAACGGCAGUUUGCAUAUAGCAGAGCUAAAUAAAUUUAUGUAACCAGUAAUGGAAAAUUUGGCCUGCAAUGAGUUAUAUUUAUCUUCUCUGGAUGGGUCUUGUCCAAAUCUUUUCUAAUUUUUGUUAAACCACUGGUAACCACUGGUUACUAGGAAGGUUGCCAUAUUGGUAACGUAAGAAUUUGGCGCAGGUCCAUUAAGGGUGUGUAAAAGAAAUGUAGACAACAGCUUUUCUUGUGGGUGGAAACACCAAAUUGUUGCUUUCUCUCUGUGUGACAUUGAGAAUGGCUGAAUAAGGGGACUCAUGAUGCCACUGCCAUCAUGAUUUUUUUACAGUUCUGCACCUCUACAGUUUGCCCUAAUUGGUAGAGACCCCCUUCAGGCCAUCUUUCAAUAUAGUCCAAGUCAGAGGAGAUGCUAUAUCUGGGGGCGAAAUCUUAAGCACGCAAUGCAUAUUAAGCCUAUGGUACUGACCAAGAUUGGUAGAAUAUCAACGAUUCAAUAUUUAAAUUAAUCCAUUAAAUGAAACUGUUUUGAAAAAGGUUUUACUGGAUUUUGAGGAUGACCCUGAUGGAGUGGGCUGCAGAUAUUUAAAGAACUUUUUUUUAAAAAAAGCAAUCAUAUUUUUUUAAUAUAUACACAGACUUCAAAAUCCUCAUGUGGUGGGUGCCUCUUUCUCUCGCCCUGCUGAGAUGCUGUCUGCCGCCACACAUGUAUUUUGAGGGGGGCUGGGGGGGGGAGAGAUGAUAUGUUUAUUUUUAGAAUGGUUGUUUUUAUUCCUGUGCAAAGUUUUGCAGCUCUAGCAGUGCAGUCCUAUUCAUGUUUAUUCAGAAGUAGGGCCAGCUGUGUGUUCAGUGGGGCUCCCAGAAAAAUGUAUACAAGAGUGUAGCUUUGGGCUGCAGCCCUAUACCCACUAACAAGACUAACAAAAGCCAGUUCGAUGAGGGUUUUAAGGGGGGGGCACUUGUCAAAGGCCUCCCUCCUUCAAUGAGUGAGUCUGCCUCCUCAUCACCAUAGCAACCUGUUGCUGUUGCUUCUGCUUCUCCCUUUCCUCAUCGCUUGCUCACACCUGCGUGCUGUUCAGGCAGGGGCUAAUCAGUGAGCAAGCAGCCAUGGGAUGUACUCCUCUUCACCACCAAUGUGAACUGGUCUGUUGCAAUAAUGAAGAGGAGGACGAGGGGGUUCUUGUUAGAAUUCCCUCUGUUGGGCAGUGCCAGUGGAAUUCCUGAGUGGGCCUUAAAAAGUCAUACAAUUAAUCAGCAGAGACUUUUAAAACCUGAAAUCUAACAAUAUGCAGUUGUGAUAGUUAGUAGACUGACCUGUCUCAGUCUCUCUCUUGGUUUUUCAGGAUGUUUUGACGUACAGUCUCCUAGAGCCCACAAAACUUGGAUAGGCAUUGGCAAAGUCGAUGUCUGUUGUUCCUUUAAACUUUGAAGUUUUCAUACGACAAGAAUGACUUAACUCCUGGAUUUGAAGUGCCUGAAUACUUUUGUUAGUUGCUAUUUAUGAGCUUCUCAGACUUCAUGAGCCAUAUACUACUUUUUGAAGAAGAUUUUGAAAAUAAGUUUGAGAGUAAAUUUUGAGCAACGAAAAGGUUUACAAAGCCGUAGUGUAGCAAAACCAGUGUUUUAUGCUUUGAAAUGUUUUCUGUCAAGGCUUUGGCCUAGUCUACACAAACAGCAGAACAAGGUGGCAGAUUGUUCCUGAGUUGCACUGCACCAUGUCUGAAUGCUCCUUUAAGGGUUGGUUGGUUUAGGAACUCCCUGCAAGUAGAAAACUAGCCUAUUGGCUGGGGGAGUAGGUUUUAUCCCAACCCGGUUUCUGCUGUAUAAGAUUUCUACAUGCAAUGAGUUAUGUUGGUUUGUUUAAUGAAAUGUAUAUUUUUUAAAAUGGCACCUCACCUGUAGUUUGUAGUAGUACAGGUGGGGCAUGCAACAAAAUGUUGCAGCAUUAACAUUUCCUGUUCAUUUCCAUGUCCACUCCAUUUCCCUUUCUACCUACUUUCCAUUUUUUUCCAGCAUUGGUCACUGAACAUGCUUAAUUCUACAUCACACACACACACACACACACACACACACACACACACUGCACCGCCCCUUUUAGGGCUUUUUCUAAAGAUUUAUUGUUGUUCUGCAGAUUUUAAGGUGUUGGUAUUUUUAAGCCUGCUGAAGCUUCAUUCUUUCAUGUGGUUCGUACUGCUCUAGCUAUAUAUGCCGCAGCAGUCGCAUUUAAAUAUCAGAGAUGGAAGGAGUGCCCAUUUUACUAUUGCAGUACUCUCAACAACUCGGCUAGUCUGCAUGUGUAGAACAGGCCAAAGUUCAAAUAGGUUAAGUUGCUGCUCCUCAGCAAUCCCAUAAACCAGGGGUGAGGAACCGCUGGCCUUCCAGAUGUUGCUGGAAUGAAACUCCCAUUAGCCCCAGUCAGUAUGGGCAAUGGGCAUUGCAAUCCAAUAACAUCGGGAGGGUCUCAGUUGUCUUAGCCCUGCAUUAACAAUAAAAUGUUUCUGAUGCCAGAAAUUAAGCCGCCCCAAGGUAGCCAACCUCCUGUGAAAUUGCGAAAUUACAUCACUUUGUACAGCAUUCUUUAAAAAUGAAUGAAUUAAUAAACAAGCAAAAGUUUGCACUACAAUGAACUUGAAGUGAAAUUAAGUAUAAAUUCUUAUCAUGGUUCAGCUACCUCUUUCUGUUAGGUUUGAUUAGGAAUUUUUUCCCCAGUGCAUUCUGAUUUGUCAUGUUAUAAAUGUAUUUCAUAGUCUGGUUU
Podarcis lilfordi (Lilford's wall lizard) is the source of this 46715-nucleotide messenger RNA. NCBI's taxonomy places the organism in Eukaryota, Metazoa, Chordata, Lepidosauria, Squamata, Lacertidae. The record is from the annotation of a GenBank genome assembly.